AUGGAGGUGAACAGAAGAGCGGUGCCUCUUUAUGUAAGUGCCCAUAUGUUAUGCUCCACUUCCUAUAUCUCUGAUACGUUGGUGGUCCUGCAGAGGGGGUCUGUUUCUAUUUCUAUCUCUUGGGUGUGGUUGGUUUCCUGUAUUUAGCCUCCAAUUCUCCAUCUUUCCAUCAAAACGGCUGCUCUACAGUCUUCCUCUCCAGCCGUCUUCAUUCUCUCAGUCCUAACUCUCUCUCUGCUCUGUUAUUGACUCGUAAGCCUUGUGUCGCAGGUGAAACCCAAGCCAGGAGGGUUUCAGUCCCUUGGGAUGCCAGUCCUUACACACAAUACACAGCCAGCUCUCACCAAAUAAAAGCACCAAGGUUCCCACAAAGAACGCACAAGGCCAGACUUGGAGAGCGUGCAAAUUUGUUUCUUGGCCCUUUUUCUGUGCGGAGUGCACAUUUUUAGAAGUCUUUCUAAGAGCAGGGUGUGCAGGUGUGUUUUAAAUUAUCACUUUUUUUCCCCUGAAAUAUUUGAACUUUAAUUCUUUCAGCUACUUUCUCUCUCCCCCGUGAGUCCUCUAUAUCCGCCACCUUUCUCUCGCCCUUCUUCUCUCGUGAGUUUUGAAGCCUGGGUGGGCCGGACGCUGAAACGAUGCCAGAUUUCUGGUAAGCAGAGUGUCUGCUUGUUUUGCUGUGUCACCACUUUCAAAUGGGGGAGGGGACGCCUGCUCCGAAAAACCCAGCCUUCACUCGCUUUAUAGAGGCUGAUUGAGGACCGGUUUGAAACCCAGGCAUGUGAAUCAUUACGGGCUCACACACACCUCUCCAUUAAGAGGAAGUGGCGUCUCCACCCUCUCAGGUCACAGCUCAACAGGAGCAACUCUCACCACUGAAUGGGAUCCAGAUUUCAAUGCUGGGCUUUGUGUGGGCGAGCCAAGGCGCACCGCUGAGAUAUAAAGGCUGUUAUUGUAACACCUUUAGCAAAGUGUUACGGUGCACCUCCACACAUGCAACAUUGUGCACGCCAGUGGCAGAUACUGCCAGGCCAGAUCGAUGGAUAAAUGGCUGCAUUGACUUGCAGGAAGAAAGUGUGGGACUCUGUGUUGAAAGAGGUUUUAUUGGGCUCCAAUGCUGGAUUUGAAGUCAAAGUGGUUUUGUUCAGGCAGGGUGAGGAGAUUUUAGCCCCUUUGCAAGGAGACUUGCUGCUCUCAUGUUGCUAAGCUUAAAAAAGAAAUGUGUUUCUAGAGUUAUGAUCUCCAGAGGAUGUACCUUCAGAACUUCGGUUAUCUUCUUCAACUUCAUUUGACACCCACACUCACAAAUACUGUAUAAAUGAAAGAUAUCUGUAAAAUAAAAGAUAAGUUAUAAGUCUUCAGGAAUUCAUGUUCCUCAGAGGAUGAAAUUAGUCAAAAGGCAAAAGGGCUGGGUGAUAAACCGAAAAUGUACCGAUACAGAGAUUUACAAUAACCAAAGGUUUUGGAUGUGUGUAGGUAGGCUAUGGUAUCAUGUCCCUUUAAGACGCUGUCCUAUGUCAGAGACGUGACUCCACCACAUCCAGUCCGUAACAAAGAGGAAAAGACAUGUGAGGGGAUGGAGGACGGUUCAAAAGUUGUAGUAGCUGAAGUAGAUGAAGUUAAUGUGGGAGGGGGUGAGCAGCUUGUGGAGUAGUUAUCAUCCAUAGGUGAACUGCUCAAUAUAUCGUGAUAAUGAAUUGAGGCCAUAUCGCCCAGCCCUAAAAGGCACCUUCUUACUUAUGCUGUAUUGGGCUCUACUUUUUGGCGUCAUUUUAAGUCAAUAGUGCCAAUAACUACAGCAGAUACUACAUCCAAAAAUCAACAUCUAAUAUUUUGAGCAUGUUAGCCUUAUGCUAACAUGUUCCUAAAAGACAGCUUUCUCCUUGAGUGGGGUCUCUCAGACAUGCUGUUUGUUGAUUCUUGCUCCUUUAUUGCAGCUAUUAGCUCAGCAUACAAAAUGUCAUGUUCAGCAAUGGUUAUAGAUUAGCUUUUUCCUCACCAAAGCAUGUUUGCUUUAUGCUAGGAGGCUGAGAUAGCGACAGUUAUCACAGUGCUCUUUGAUUUAUGGGUACUGGUGUUUUAUGUUGUAUGUUUUUUUUUCUCUCUUUAAGUGCAGUGUGGACUGUGUUUGCUGUACUUUUCACUUAUAUGUCAAACCAACAAAAACUCACCCUACCUGUCAUUUAUUGACUUCUGAUAAGCUUGUAGACCAGUAAAGACGGGAAAUCUCCAACAAACGGGCAGGUACCUUUAUUUUCAAGUGCUCGGGUUCGAUUUUUCGCCCUUGUAUUACAAAAUCCAAGUUUUUCUUCUCUUUUUUCCCUUCUUAUUACAUAACAAUAAGUCUGUUCUUGGCAGCUAUGUUCUGUGAAAAUGAAAUGUUUAUGGCAUGGCUCCAGUUUUACUGACAGCCCUUCUUGACAUGCAGACUAGUUAUUAGUAUCUCAUUUGCACAGCAGAUUAAAUCAGAGGUAUUUGUCUCAGCUGAGUAUGAGAAAAGGCCUACAGCACAGUUUUAGCUACCACUCUCCAGACUUCAAUGAGAUCCUGGUGCAUUGAGAUCCUUUAGAUCAAAUACCAGUUAUGCCACUGUCAAAACUGUGUGACUUUGAAAUAUGAAAAACAUUCACAUUCAGCUGCUUUGAACUUACCUCUGAGUACAGCUUUUUUAAAUACAGCAUAAUGCUGUUCUUUGGUGUUUUAACUGACUGAAUUAUGAAUAUUUAAAACAAAAACAUACGCCGUCCCCGCUGACGUCAGCUUCUCUCUCUGAGGGAAACGGCUGUUAUUGGAGCUGUUUUUGUUGUUGUUGCAGUGGCAGCGAUCAUGCUCCCCUGACGUCACCUACGUGUUGCACUCAGGAGAUCACUGCGAAGAGCUCUAAAGCUGAUGACUUCUGGUUUCCUGGAGACCACGAGCAGCAGAUCUGAUGUUGUUUUUCCCUUCUGAACGGACAACAACACACUAUAUGAAACCAUGCCACAUGUUCAUCCUUAAAAUUUUUUACUUAAACUCAAACCCAGACAAGUUGGUUUAAUUUAUUUAGGUUGCUUCUUCUAUUACAUGGUGUUGAACUUCCUCGUGUUUGUGUUCCAUAAUUAACACAUCAUCCCUGACCUUCAAAUGGCUUUAAACAUAUGGAAGGCAUGAGCUAAAACCACCCGGUGUUGAAUAUUUCAUUGUCACAGGAUCUGGUUGUAUCGUGAUAAAGCCCUGGAGUAAAGGCCAAAGAUCCCAUCAGUUUGACGUCUCAUCCCUCUUCUUCCUCCAGGUUCAGAAAAUACAGUUAUGAUCAAGAAAACUCUGUCUGUUUAAACUGAACCUGUGUUCGUAAUAUUUCCAAAGUCUGGACACCUAAACGGAGACAAACCCAAAGUAUAGGGCAAAGUUUCAAGACUUAAGUUGUUUUAAUCAUGAUGGUUAUCACUCACAGCUCACAAAUAUAUAUAUCAAACAAUCACUAUCUGAAAAUAUUAGUUUUUUUAUAAACACCAAUAAAAAGAAGGCUUUAUAAAACAGAGAUAUAGACCUUCAUGCAAACAGUUGGUUGAAGCUCUUUUUGUAUGAAUUACUGCAUCAGUGUGAGGUGGCAUGGAGGCGACCAGUCUAUGGCUCUGCUGUACGUCUUUUUCUAGAUGAUGGGGUUCAGUUCAGAUGAGUUCGUUAGCCAGUUAAGCACUGUAACACCAUAGUCAGCAAACCAGUUUCUGGUAGUUUUGGCGCUGUGGGCAGGUGUGAAAUCCUGCUGGAAAAGGAAAUCUGUCUCUGUAUAAAGCUCCUCGGCAGAUAGAAGCGUGAAGUGCACCAAAAUCUGCUGCAGUGACUCUGAUCUUGAUAAAACCCAGUCGACCAACAUCAGCAGAUGGUAUGGCACCCCAAACCAUCACAGACUGUGAAAGCUUCACACUGGACUUCAAGCACCUUAGAUUGUGCACCUGUAGAUGCUCUUUUCUUGGACUUAUUAAGAAGUUGGACUUUUCCACAAUGUUUUUUUUUUUUGUGUGUUUCGAGAGCUGCACGAUGUAAUCAUCAUUAUAGGAACAAUAAGAAGACAAUAAAAAAAGGUUUAUUAGAUGGAUUAAUUGAUUUUUCAAAGAUAUUUUACUUGUUUUCGAGGCACCCGUGUGAAGUCUCCAGUCUAAGUGAGCUCUUGGAUCUGAGUCUAGGGGACUCCAAGGAGAACCACUGCUCUUAGUGCUGCAACAUUAACUUUCUGGCUCAUUCAACAAGCUGAGAAACUGCAGAGUGAGUCAGACUUCUGUUUGCAGUCCCCGGACUGGGCUGUAAUGGGAAUUCUUAAAACACCAAGAGUGUAAGAGACAGAGAGACUGAUGUUAGUUUGAAGUUUUGGUUAUUAUAGCAGACUGUGAGAAAGCAAAGUAUUGAUCAGUUAGCCAAUGACCAGCUGCUCUUGAUCAUAUGUCUAAAGGUCUAAAGUCAUGAAACUUAGUUCUCUUUAUAGACCCAAACACACGCUGAACAUGCGACUUUCUGACAUCAGCAUGUUGAGACUAUAUUUAUGUGCAGCUCAGCAGUCAGUAGAACGACAACAGACCAUAUUUAAUCUUAUCUUUUUUACGACAGAGAUGCAGAUUUUGUUCAUCCUAACCCAAUCUAAAUUGAAAUUAUCAGCUGUUUUCGCCUCACUUAUCUAUAUUUAGCUGUUCUCACACUGAAAUGUCCCUGUAAAGAUUUCCCAGUAGGUUAUUGAGAAACCACAAAAAGGGCUGAGUUGGCGAGAGAGGAAGUGGUUACAGUCUCAAACUCUAAAGUUGAGCAGAUUAAGGCCCUUAAAAGUACACCUAAACAUGAUGGAUGCUUUAGGCUUAAGUAUCGACAAUGAGGAUAAAUUGAGGACUGUCCCAUAAAUCAGCAGAUAAAAACUCCCCAAGCUGAGGACAAGAACAUAGAAGAUAAGGAUAUUGCACAAGUAUGCGUUCCCUCUUGAACUCGUAAGAUACACUUUGAGCUCAACAGGAAUACGAUACUGCUUAAAUUUAGAGGCUCAUUUGUUUAUCUCAAAAAAGACUUAUACUCUUGUCUGUCCUUGAAGUCGCUGUAAAACAUCAGGAUGUGAGUUAAGGUGGUAGAGUCUUGUCUUUGUUCAGGUUUUUCUCCCUCAUCAGUAGAUCGUAGACCCUCCUGAGAGAGGGGUGUCUUUGGGGCGAUGCAUGAGUGAACAGAGUUUAGAUAAGGUCAGAGAAAGAACGGGGUCAACCUAACAGAAAUAAUGAAUCUCGUUAUGAGGAUGGAUCUUGAAGACGAUGCACGGCAGGGUGCAGCUCACUCCCAUUGAGAGAAAAUGACCACUUUCUGUUUUUUCUUUCUUUCUUUUUUUCUGUGCUGCUCAGUUUCGCUUCUCCUAAAACUGACGCAAACUAAGACUUUUUGUUCAAUGCUGCUUCUAUUUUCACUUUGACUCAGGGUUAUUUCAUUUCAGUGAGUCAGCACAUGAUAACAUGCUUUUGAAACUUAUGAAGAGUUAGAGGCAAACUAGAGGCGAAGAGAAAUGGAUCAAUAAUGGAAAGGGAUGAUGCUAGGGCUGAAACGAUUACUCGAGUAACUCGAGUAACUCGAUUAAUAAAAUUCCUCGAGGCAAAUUAUAUGCCUCGAGGAAUCGUUUAAAUCCGGAACCAUGUGCAGCGCACGGUGUUUGACACGGACGGUUAUUUCUGUUGCGCAGAAGCGUGCUCUUUCCGCUCCUUCCGCUGCCGCGCGUUUGGUUCAAUCAUGGAGGGAAACGAGGACAGACAGAAGCUGUGUCCGAAAUGGCAUACUGCCUGCUAUCUACUUACCUACUCAAGCAGUAGCUACUGCCUACUGACUACUCAAAGAUGAUUUGAGUAUGCCGCGGCUGCCCGAGCGUUUACACACAUACAUACUAAAUACCCCAGAAUGCAUUUCGUGCCGGCCGGACGCAGCGCCGGGAAAAUUUAAAUAGUCCUACCACAAGCUACAUAGAACGACUGCAUACCGGACAAAUUAUAUAAAUUCAUUCAAUAAUAAUAUUUUUUCUAGCGAGAAAGUAAGUGUUUACAUCACGAUUAUGAGCCCAGUUGUUUGAAAUAGUGGCUGUUUGUAAAUUUGUCUCGGCGUUUUCGGAGACCGAAGCGUCCACUUGGUCGGUGUUUGCGUCUAUUUACCGUAAACACCGGGCAGCAGCAGCUCCCCCUUCACGUUUCCAAAUUAUUGCGAAGUGUUUUCAUAAUCAACAUCUACACGACACAAACCGGGCGGCAGUGGAUGAAAAAAAUCACACAAACAUCCGUGUAUCCAUGGUGAUAAUGCUAUACACCACCUGCUAGGCGUGUGAUGAGCAGCAGAGGGCUGCAAAAUGACCAACACACAACAACAUGUAAAUAAAAAUGUAACACUUUUAUAUAUUGAAUAAAUGUACAUUUGCUUGUCAAAUUAUGUUAGUAUCCAAGAAUUAUAUUAUUUCAGCCUAUUAAUUAAACAAGUAAAAUUAGAUCCAAAGCCUGGAAAUAGUUGUGACUGGUUUAGUGAAAACUGCAAAGAUCAUUACCAUAGCAAUUAAAAGACCAUCUGCAGACCUUGCCUUCAGUAGUUUCAUGUGAACUACAUGGUAAAAUGUAAAACUUUUGGUUCCUGAUUUAUGCAGUAAAAAUAUUCAUUUGAAAGACCUGGCCUAUUUCAGUUUUGUGUGUUACUGAUGGUUUUUAAUGAGGCAAACGUGAUUCAAUGCAAAGUAUUACAGUGAGAGCAAAACAUUUCUUAUCCGAUCACUCGAUUAAUCGACAGAUUAAUCGAUAGAGUACUCGAUUACUAAAAUAAUCGAUAGCUGCAGCCCUAGAUGAUGCACAGUAGGGCUGGGCGAUAUGGCCUCAAAUCAAUAUCACGAUACAUUGAGCAGUUCACCUCAGUAACGAUAAAUGGACGAUACCUACUCCACAAGGUGCUUACCCCACCCCCCCACCCCCCACAUUAACUCCAUCUACUUCAGCCACCGCUACAACCGCUACAACUUUUGAACUGUCCUCCAUCUCCUCACCUGUCUUUCCCUCUUUGUUACAGACUGGCUGGGGUAGAGUUGCGUCUCUGACGUAGGACAGCGUCUUAAAGGGACAUGAGACCAUAGCCUACCUACACACAUCCAAAAACAACUUUUAUGAAUUAAUUUUUUUGACACCGAAUAUACCGAUAUGGGCAUAUUCGACGUCAGUUAAUGACGUUGGUUAUUGUCGUAAAUUUUGGUAUCAGUAAAUUUUCGGUUUAUCGCCCAGCCCUACUGCAGUGAGCAGGUGGUUAUGCAAAUUAGAGUCUUGACAGGGUGAGCAGGACCUGGUUACUUCUGAAAAGCAUGAACAAGAGUAAUAUAAUAUUAAUUUUAAAGUGUUUUUAUCAGUGUAAAAAGAUGGCCCCUGUGGUUAGACUGCUGUUUCCAUGGUAAUAUAUUCUUAUUAACCAGCCUCUGUUACAUUAAACUGAACAUCACAACUCACAGCCUUGUCAAACAUUAGCCUGCUUUAAUGAUGUAAACCACAUGAAGCUGAACGUUUCCUGGACCUUAAAAUUCUGAAUCCAAAACAAGAAAAUUCCUCACAUACCUGCAGAUUAUUGACACCGUUAGAGAAUGUAUACACUUUUUAAUCUUUGCGGCUCUUUUUUCUGAUCAGAUUUUGUACAUUUUUUCACCUCAGGGACAGCUGGAGGCCCAUGUCCUGUUACAAGCCAAGGCUCCUGAAGAGGCUGAGUUUUAUGUUGCUGUUCAAGGCUCUGAAUUUACACAUGUGACCACAGCAAAAAGAGGAGACAAUGGUGUGACCCUUUAUUUCACAGCUCCAGGUAUGACCUUCAGUCAGUCUCUAACAACCUUUAAAACCCUCCUCUGUGUCUUUCUUUCUUCCUUCCUUCCCUCCCUCCCUCCUUUGUUUUUUCUUCUUUCCUACUGUCCUUCCUUCCUUCCUUCAUCCCUCCCUCCUUCUUUUUUCUUCUUUCUUUCUGUCCUUCCUUACUUCCUUCCUUCCAUCCAUCCCUCCCUCCUCCAUUCCCAUCUUCUUUCUUUCUUUCUUUCUUUCUUAUUUCUUUUCCUUCUUCCCUUGCUUUCUUCCUUCUUUCCUUCCCUCCUCCUUCCUUUCCUUCUUCUUUCCUUUCUUCCUUCCUUCUUUCCUUCCUUCCCUCCUUUCUUUCUUUCUUUCUUUCUUUCUUUCUUUCUUUCUUUCUUUCUUUCUUUCUUAUUUCUUUUCCUUCUUCCCUUCCUUUCUUCCUUCCUUCCCUCCUCCUUCCUUUCCUUCUUCUUUCCUUCCUCCCCUCCUCCUUUCUUUCUUUCUUUCUUUCCUCCAUUGUCUAAUCACUUCUUCUGUCUGUUUUAGGCCAUGAUCGUGUGGAAGACGUCUCUGUCACUCCUUACUUCUACGCAGAUGACCUAGUAAAGCGAUGUGAGGGUGAAACAUCCCUCAAGUACCUCCGAGACGUUGCCCAGGAAGCCGCAGAGUACUUGAGCGUAAACAGGGACCAGCUUGGACCCCGAAGCUACCUGGAAGUCCUAAAGAGAUUUUCCACAUCUCCUCAGGCAGCUGAUGAGAAGUUUCCUGAUGGAGGGUCGGACCACAGUGGGAAGGAGGACAUGCUUUUAACGCAAAGUGCGGGGGAUGACGCUGGUGUCAGGCAGCUGGAUGUGAAGAUCACGCAGGCUAUGAGCAACAUGGAUUAUUUUCAGCAGUGGAAAAACACGGGUGAUCAGCUUAGAGAAGGUAAAUUCUUUAAGCUUAGCAAACAAGUCAAACAAAAGUGUGAUGAACUCUCAGGAAGUCCAAAUCUGAGAGGGUUUAUUUCAAAAAGAGAUGAUCUGCUUCUACCUGGGUCAUCUUCAGGGGCCCCUUUUCAAGCAGAUAUAUAAGAAAUCUGUUAAAUGUUGGUGAUAUUAUGUAAGCAAAAUCAAAUCUUUAGAUAGGCUGAAAGAGAGGAAAAGUGUCCAGCAAUGUGUGAAAAUAGGUUUGGAGUGAAUGUAAAUGACAGUGGAGCUGUGGCCCACACUAAACACAGUACUGAGCAGCAUACUCACAGAAGGAAAUACUGUGUUUUUUCAGUCUUCAUUAGGUAUCAUCAGAAUUUCUCAAUUUGUGUGAAGUGACCCUUACAGGAAAAAUAAUAUUUGCCUCUCAAGUUAAUGUGAUUGCUGUGCUGUUUUGGCGUUAAGCGGGUUUCAAACCCAACAUGAGAUCAGACUGUUCAGCCAAACUCUUUCAUCACAUGACGUGCAGGUCCAGCCAGCCAGCCAGCCAGCCAGGCAGAAGCCUGUGUUCUCCAAAGACGGAGCAAUUACUGCCAUUAUUCCUCUGCAGUCAGAUGAGGGUUGUCUUGCAGACCUCUGUGUCUAUUAAAUCAACUCCAGCAGUCCUCCUCCGCUCGGCCCUCCCACGGUUGUUUCUGGCAGCUGGACUCUGAUUUUGUUUUUUCUGAUGUCUCAUUAUUUUAAGCAUUGACGUAUCUCAUUGUUACUAACCUACUGCAUGCCAAGCUAUUACUUAAUAUUGAAUUUGUGCUGGUUUCUAGUAAAACUUGAAGAAAUUUAAAGGAUAAAUACGGAAAAACAUUCCGAGCCAGUACGGAUGGUUUAUUGCUGCUGCUUUUCACUUCACUCAUACCAGGUUGAAAGCUCAAAUCCUAUUCUGAAAAUUUAUCGCUGUGUCUCUGCUUAGUUCAUGAAUCAAAUAGCGAAAACAAAAGAUGGAAAAAAGAUUGACCCAAAGGGACUAGUUUCCUAGUUUUUGAUCAGAAUUGGCAAUUCGGAUUGACUCUGGAGAGAAAAAAAACAUUCAUAAAACAGUCAAACCUCAGAGUCUGCGGGUGAACGAUAUAAAACUGAUUUACUGAAUGUGCUUAUGUUGGCGCCACCAGCCUUUGUCAUACUGCCCUACACCUUUGAUGGUACCUCAGUAUUUAUAGUCAGUAACCGAAUAAUAAGAGGCUAAAUUCUAAAAUCAGCUGUUGUGAGUUGGUUGCUAAUUAAUUUAGCCUAAAUAAAACUUUUUGUUGUUGUUUAACACUUUAAAGAAAGCUAUGUUUGAUUUUAGUCAGCCCCUGGAGUAGUUUUAUAACCCACAAGAAGAAAUGUCCACAGUUUGAUAAAUUUCAGGCUAUUUUUUUAUUCCAAGUUACAAGAAAGAUUGUCGUCUGACUGUGGUCUUUGCUGAAAUCUGCAUUCAGUCUUGGUAGUGGAAUGAAAAAGUGAAUAUCCAUGCAAAACAUGGGUGAGGUGCAAAUGCAAAGUAGCUGUCGGCCUCCAUUCCCUCACUGCAUCAUUUGCUGGUCUAUAUGACAAUGACAUUCUUGUUAGUUGAACUUUGCUAGAAGAGCACGCUCAGCAUUCACUCCUCUCAGUUGGUUGAAACUGGGUCACAAUUAGCAGCACCAUUGUGGAGGUGAGGGGGCAUUUCGGUUCAUGCCAAGCUCCGGGAACGAGCUGGAAAGAGAAGGGGAAAUAAGUGUCGAAUUUUCCUGCGCAUUGUUUCUGGGUUGGAAAGCCAUGGCGGUUUUUCAGCUCAGGGAAAGUCCAGAAGAUGAAGUAUCUCUGGUCCUCUCCAAAAACAGUCAUUCACACUGUGCUUACAAAACAACAAGAGGGGAUAUGGAGGAUUUCUGCUGAGCUGUGAUCAGCAAAAUUCUGCUGCGUCAUACUAACUCUUGUAUUUAGUGUGAAAACAUGAGUCAGAGUCGCAGUGAAUGGGGAGUCUUUAGCGCCGUUAUAUCCAUUGUUUAUACUCCCUCAUGCUCUCGUGCACAAACGGGCAACUGACUGUUUUAAAGCAGAUGUUGGCUUCCUCCUGGUAGCAGAACUUUUGAUGUACUGCAGACCUCGUAUAACCCAGAACCUUUUAUUCUUUCAUCUCCACUUUUUGCUGUUGUCUUACAUUCCAUCCUAGGCAGCAGCUGUUCUGUACAUCUGCACAAAGCGGAGAGAGAGUGUGUAGGAUGGGCUUCAAUUUCAAUGGAAAGGUUUUCUUAAGGUUAAAUCUAUGAUAGAUUAUGAUUUUAGUGCAUUACAAUGAGAAGAAUGAAACAAUACAAACACGAGAUGAGAUAGCACCAAUAUGAGACAACAACAUAUGAUACAAUUCAGGAUGAGAUAAUACGAGACAGAAUGAUGCAAUACAAUUUUAUGCAGUACGAUACGAUACAAUAUGCUAAACUACCAUGCGAUAGGAUAUGCUACGAUACAAUAUGCUAUGCUAUGGUACAAUACGGUACAAUAUGCUAUGCUACGAUAUAAUACAAUAUGCUAAGCUUCAAUGCAAUGCAAUAUGCUACGAUACAAUAUGCAAAGUUAUGAUACAGUAUGCUACGCUAUGCUACACUACAUAUGAUACAAUAUACUAAGUUAUGAUGUGAUACAAUAUGGUACGAUACGCUACGUGAUACUAUACUAGGAUAUGAUAUGCUAAGUCGUGAUACAAUACGAUACGAUAUGUUAUGCUAAGCUGUGCUGUGCUCAGUAUAUGUUAAGAUACAAUACAAUAUGAUAUGCUAUGCUAUGCUAUGCUACCAAACGAUACAAUAUGCUAAGCUACCAUGUGAUACUACAUACUAAGCUACCAUAUGAUACCAUAUGCUACCAUACAACAUGCUAAGCUAUGAUACGAUAUGAUAUGCUACAAUACGAGAUGCUACGAUAUGCUAUGCUACGAUACAAUAUGCUGAGCUAUGAUACAAUAUACUAAGAUAUUCUAUGCUAUGCGACAUUAUGCUAUGCUACGAUACGAUGCGAUAUGCUAUGCUACAAUGUGAUACUGUAUGCUUCCAUAUUACAGUAUAUGCUAAGCUAUGAUACAAAACUAUAGGAUAUGCUACGAUAAGAUAUGCUAUGCUAUGAUACGAUAUGCUAAGCUAUGAUACAGUACGAUACGAUAUCCUAUGCUAUGCAACAUUAUGCUAUACUAUGAUACAUUACAAUACGAUAUGAUACGCUGUGCUGUGCUAUGCUGCAAUACGAUACAAUAUGCUAAGCUACGAUGCAAUACUAUCUGCUACGAUACGAUAUGCUUAGCUAUGAUACGAUACUAUAUGCUACACUAUGCUAUGCUAUGGUACGAUGUACUACAGUGAGCUAUGAUACAAUGCAAUAUGAUAUGAUACGAUUCACUUGCUAAUGAUGUAACGUUUGUGAUCCAAAUCAAAAUCUGAGAAAAAACGCUAGCUACACGUGACUUUUAAAGCAGCAAGUGGAGAAAGUUCAUAUAAAACACAAACUUUUGUCCAGUGAUUAGUGCAUUCACUGGUAAGCUGUAUUGUGGCCACUAUAUGACCACUUGUAGAGCAUGUGUCAGGCCCUGCCCUAUCAUAUACAAAGAGCAGAAAAGAAUGAGAGAUCAUACAGUUAAUUGAUUGUGGAUUAAGUUUUUUAAAUGGAUAAUAAAAAGUUAAAGUGGUUGGCUGAAAAUGUACUUGGUCGUCAGUUCAUCAACUUAACAGUCAGGUUGUAGAAUGAAUUUGUAACAUGGCAGUAGAUGUUAUUUUAUAACCUAAAAUUAGCUCAAAGACUGUUAUUUGCUUCACAUUUACUCAUUUUAAUAUGUUUUAAAGCCUUUCAUAACAGCUAAUAAAUCAGGUGAAAAUUCAUGUGAUCCAUCCGUUCAUUUCAGGUUAAGUUGCAGUAUGCUGUGUGUCCUUGCCCUUUCUUUAUUUUCCUUUUUUUUUAAAUUUUUCUAGUUUCUGAUCUCCAACCCCAAGAAACCCUCCUUCACCUUGCGGUGCGUUUGGGUUUGGUCCAUCUCGCCCAGUUCUUGAGCCACCAGCCGAGAGGUCAGAGGUUAUUGACCUUACCCAAUCAGGAUGGAGACACGCCUCUUCAGUUGGCUCAAAGGAACGGACAGCAUGGCAUGUUCAGGCUGCUGGCAGCGUAAGGCUAUGAUAAAUUUGUUCAAUAUGUUUUUCAUCUACUUUCUCACACUGACGCAGCUUUUACAGACUCAGGGAAACCUUGAAAAUGUCUCUAGGAGGAAUUUAAAGCUCUCUGAAGUCUGCUUUUAAUCCUGUGUGAAGGUCAAGCUAUCAGUUUUUAACAAUAUUAACAAGCUGUUAGAAAUAAUACACGAUCCAGGAUCAUGUUAGUCACUAUUUAAACUUAAUUAUCAGUUCAGGGAACCCAACCACUUCCUUGAUAAAAGGUGAAAUGUACACAAGUGUUAAUAAAACACCUUAAGGCGAGUUUGAUAACAGAGUUGGUCUUGCGCAAUAUGAAGUCAGUGGAUACAAAGCCAACGAAUGAUGUAACAAAAAGAGUAAAUAAAAAACUAAUGAGGGUUUCUGAUAAGGCCUGAUCGUGAAGCAGUUUCUGAAAACCUGCCUCUGAUUUAAGCGUUUUGGCUUCCUCUUUUUCCUCGUCAGUCCUCCAGACCCUGAUCCAGGUGUGAGGCGUGUCUGGUCCGACAGCUCCUGCAUGCUAAGGUUCUGCCCCAGGACGAACUCCCUGACCCUGACUGUCCGACAGAUACCCGGCAGCUGCCCACAGGACGCCAUCAUGAUCCUCAGAGAGAGACUCAGAGACCCCGGCAUCCUCGAACCUGUGAGAGCAGACUUUUUUAACCCACUUAUUAUAUAUAUAUAUAUGUACUACCAAACUUAGGGCAGACAUGGCUGAUAAAUAUCCUUUUGAUAAACUGUGCCUGCUGUCCAGAUCAGACAGCUCGCACAGGUUUUGUACAGGCUUGUGUAAACAGUUCGCCCUUGACUCUCACACCCUUUACUCACAAUCAGACAGUUUGAUAAGAGUUGAGCAAGUAACGGUUGAAAAAACAACAUUAUGGCUUUUGCUGCCAGUAAAUCAGGGAGAGUGUGUUACAGGGAAGGACCAUUAUUCAUUGGUGGUCGUCAAAUUUGACCGUAUAAUUAAAUAGUUAAGUUAAGACCUUUAUCAUGUUAUUUUUACCAUAAAAUACAGAGUGACUGUAGAAGUGAAGGAAAGAGGUGUUUUUGUUUCAGGUCAAGUGUCUGAGGGACGACAGCAAAGAGGAGUUUCUUCUGAAUGAUGGAGGUAAGCUCUUAAAAUUUGUGACUUAUAGGAGCUUAAUAGAUGUGUGAGUGAGGUUACUUGUGUAUUUUCAGCCAGUUUAGACAGGAUAUGGGUCUAUUGCAGAUAGUUUUGUAUCAACAUCUUUUUAUUUGAUAUACAUUGAUUUAAAAUGAUCCCUGGAUGUCCUUACAGUGGAUUAUACAUGAAAACAUGCCCUCUGGAUGCCCUUUCAGUAUAUAAAGAGUUGGAAAAGUGCGCUCUGAAUGCUGUGCCAGUACAUAUAAAAACAAAUGUGCUCUCCUGGUGCCUUUCCAAUAUAUAAAAUAUAAAAUAUGUAAAACAUUACUGUGGCUUAGAUGUAGAAAUGUGCCCUCUGAAUGAAAGUUAGAGCUCAGAAUUUCCUUCCAAUUAAUUAAAUGUGAUUAUUUACUUUUCUGAGAAGUUUUACCUCAUUAUGUAUAAGAGUUGUGAGUCAGGUUUGGUUUGAUUAAAGCAAGUGAAACAUGGCUGAUAAUAUCCUAAUAGACUGCUUUUCCAUCUUGCAAGAAUUUGCAUUCAUUUUUUAUUUUUUUAUGCAUUAAUAUUUUGUGUUUUUCUUUUACACAGUAACAAAUUUUGGCUUAAUUUGUCAGUUAUUUUAUUUUUAUUUUAUUCAUUUUAUAUAUUUUUUCGAACAUGAGCGUGCAACACGAGAAAGUAAACUGAAAAAAAACAAACAAAAACCAACAAGAAUAUUCAAAACAACAAUAACAAUAAUCAAAGCAAAAUUAAAUAAAUACUAAUAAUAAUAAUGUGAACCCAACAUAUCCGAAAAGGAGUAGGAUGAAGUAUUAUGCUUAUUUAAACCAACCCCUUCUCUGCUACUAAAUUUACAGUGAGUCUCUCCAACAUAUUAACAUUUUAUUCACAAAAAUAAAUAAUAAAUACAGCAAAUGAACAAGAUCAUAAAUUGGUGACAACUGUGUGUUUGUAUCGCUUUUUAAAUUGUUUCAGUGCAUAUUUGAUAUUUCCCUGGGGAAAGGAGGUCCCCCCUCACUCUUCUUUUAGUAUUUGUGCCUUAAUAUGUUGUAAUGAACCUUACACUGUGGGUAUCAGGAGUUCAAAAGACUCUUCCAGUCCUUUAAAAAACCCUCAGGCGACCUUCUGUCCAGUGUUGCCAAAAUACAAUUUCUUACUAGCUCAUCAUUAUUGCUUGACAAGCUAGAAGAGGGUCCGUACAACUACCUGUGGUCAUAAAAUGUUUCCCGAGACAGACUUAAAAUAAUCAAAACUUUAUGUGUGGUGAUACUGACUGACACACAGGGGGUGCCCUUAUUGUUUUUGUUUUUUGCCCCUGCUCCUCAAACUAACUGAAAACAGCACUGUACUGAAGUCUCUUUGCAAUGCCAAGAUCUUCAGCUUAUUAGGAACUACUUAUUUUUAUAUGAGAAACACAAGUGCAUGAAUCAGUGCAUAAAACCCUAAUAAAAUGAUGAUAAACAGUUGAAAUCGAUCGUCUGUUUACCCAAGAUCCUCACAUGUGAGAGGUGAGAGAGCUCCGAGCAGACACGUGCAUUUCCUGUGUUUCUGAGCGCCACACGUUGGCUCUCACAUGGAUUCGCUCGCUGCGUAAGAGAAGCUGCGAAAAACAAAACAAAACGUCAUCCGGAGGGGCGGACUGACACAAGCAUGUACACACACACACACACACACACACACACACACACACACACACACACACACACACGAACGCGAGCAUUGACAUUUAAACUCAAAGAUGUGGAUGAAUCAGAUGCUGAAGUAACUUAUUUACAAUCCUGGCAACUAAUGAGUCUGUAAUUGAAUUAAAAAGCAUCUUUUUAAUGUCUAUGAUCUUGUUUUAUUUGAAGCUAAUUGAAUAUAUUUUGUGUUUGAGGCUAUUUGAGGCCAGCGUUUAUAUAUAUAUAUAUUUUUUUUACUAUUGUCUAGAGCUUUAAAAUCCCCAGAUUACUCAGCCACAAAAGUAAUCUGGGGAUCUUAACAAAAGCAGUCAUUAGUCGCUGGCUUACUUUUGUCAUCGCAGUGGUCUCCGCACGCACAAACAGCCCUGGCCUCCUCGCCGCCUUUCUGUCUGUCUGUCUGUACGCGGCGGUAUGCGUGUGUAUUGAAAAUAUCUGGAAAACGAACCUCGCUGAUCCACUUGAACAAACAUUUCUAACCUCAGACAUCCAUCAUUUUACAACUGAAGGAGACUAAGAAAGCACUUCCAACAUCCAUAAAAGGCACACUCUCCUUUUACUCGUGCGUGUUUGUUCCUCAUCAGAAAAAUGUCAGGGUUUGAGGGUUUUUUUCCCCCUCCUGGGGUGACGCGCUCAGGCUGGCAUUCAGAGGCUUCCCACUGCUUCCUUUAUUUUCUCUCCUCAUUAUGCACAAACAUUCGGUGGCUCUCACCUAACCUGUAGCUACUGUAACCAUAGUGAUGGCAGAGCGCUGUAUUGACUCAUAAAGGGAAGCAGGAAGUGGACCUCAGUAUUGACCUUAACCCUGUCCCGACUUCUGCAGCCGCCCAUUAAUCCUCUCCAAAUAACAACGGCACAGUCGGGAGUAUGUGCUCUUCCUCUGGACACGCUGCUUCGCACGAGCACAACAUCUCCUUGCCAGUUUUUUUUUUUCCUUUCCUGGAUAGUCGAGUCACAUCCAGAGGACCUGAAUGUCCUCAGGAGGAGGAGGAGGCGAGCUUGAGUGUGUAAUGCAUCAACUUCUGCUUAAAUAUUUCUAUUUUGCACAGGCAUUAACAAGGAGCUCCAAACAGCAGCAGCAGCAGCAGCACCUGCACUGGUGGACAACGUGAGUAUACAUUCAGAUCUCCGGGCGAGCACGUGUCCUCGUCAGUCCUUGAAUGCAACCAUGUGUGAAUCUGUGCGCAUUUAAAGUCAUCAAACUUCAUGUUUUUCUUUUAAGGUUUUUGAAGAACAGCUCGUCCUGUCUCUGGAUGAUGAGGACGAUGAAGAGGAGCACCCGAUCUCUUCCUCAGGUUGGUUUUCUAUUCCUUACAAUUUGUCAUCAUCAGUCUGUUUGUAAACCUUGAAGGAUUACUUACUCAAGAAAAGUUGCAGCGCUGCUUUUAUUUUAAUACUUUGGCAAUACUGCCGAGGCAUCUGGCUUUCAUUGCUUGAUAGUGGAGUCAUACCCGGAGGAUCUGAUGUUGGCCAACAGCUCUUCCUGAGAGGAGGAGGAGGGAGAGAGUUCCAUGCCUCAACUUUGUGGGCAUCCUUUUUUUAUUCAGUUCAGGCACUAAUGAAUAGGUUAGAUAAUAAAAGAUGAGUAUGAUAUUAAAAAACUGUGGUUAUACUGAGCAGCAGCGCGUGGGAACAUGGAUUUUUGUCAUGUUGCUGGAGUCCUGUUUUGGAUCACAUCAUAGGAAAUCAAUACUCUUGUUUUUCCUCAAACACAGAUGAGGAUCAUUACUGUCUGAGCUGUUUGGUUUGAUAGAUGUGUUAUCCUCUUGAAGUCUGUCUCAAAUACUGCAUGUUGUUGAGUACAGACUGAAUGUUACCUGGUGUCAGGGUUAAGGCCAGACUCUUUUUGACGGGGGCAGCACGGACAUAGGCAGAGGUGACAGCAGAAGACCUUCUUAGCUUAUAUUUCUAGGGAUUUAAAGAGAUGCUUGUCCAAAGUCAGUUUAAAGCACAUUAGUACAUUUUAUGAAAAGUUAUAUUUUUGACGGCUUAAAGUGAACUUUCAAGCUUUGACUGCACUAUUUAAAAGCCUGUUUUUGUGAGUUUAUGGUGUGCAGACUCGCCUUCACUGCAGGAGGUCUGCAUGGUGAUUGGUUGAUAAUGCAGCUGUGCCAUUAUGACAGUGCUGACCGUUCUUAAAAACUCUUAGUUUACUUUUCCUCUGGUUUUGUUGUGUUUGUUUUGUUCUGGUUUAGGGAAUUUAAAGCAUGUUGCCUCUCAUCCUGCUCAGACGGGAAUAUGGCGGCACAGUUUAUAUUGUUUUUCUGCACCUUCUGCACAUACUUGGGGGAGCUUCUUUGCUUGUUUUUAGAGUCAAUUAAGAGACAAUUAAGUCUAUCGUAUUGUAUCGUAUCGUUACAGUGAAAAUAAAUGGCGGGGAAAGAGCCUAAACAGUUAACUUUAGCAUAGGUGUUGCUUCUAAAUAUGCUAGUAGCCCUUAAAAUUUUGGACCAAUCAGAUUUCGAGAGAGGACAGUGCCCUUGACCCUGUCAGGUAUCAGCAUGUGUGCAAACCCUCAGUUUUUUUCCACCAGAGGUGUCACCCCUACAGCAAAAAUAAUUCCCAUCCCAGCCAUCAGCUCAAGUUGUUUUAAAAUACUUUAAAAACUGAUUUUCAUGUUACACUGAGUGUUUGGCUAUCUCACGUUUUAAGUUUGAUAAAUGAAACAAGUUCAAAGUUUGUGAGGAGGCCUCGCUCACUCUCAAAGCUGUUGCUAAUGUUGGCGGGGCUUGUUCGACAGUCCCAGAGUGUCUCUAUCCACGGUGACUCAGUCUGAACGUCCAGGAAUCUGCCCUGUCACUGGGACAAAGACAGGAAUGGGGUCAGACUGGUCCCACUCAAAAAAUCCCAGCUUGAGCUGGUGGAUGCCUCCCCUCCUCUGCCGGCCUGUCACCCUGAGCUCUGCCAUCCCCUCCCCGCCCCUGACCCCCCCUCUGAACAGGACAGUGGAGCUCUGUGCUUGAAUUGAGAGGAGGGGGAAUGUUAACAAGCUCAAAUGUCAAAGGUUUACAAAAGCUGACAUUUUAGGUGAGCCACAUGUAUUAACCUCGAAUUCUCUUUAACCACACGCGUUUCAAUUAAGCUUGUACGAGCUCAGCGAGCACAAACACCUCCUGGCUUGUAAAAGACUUUUAAAGGAGGAUGCUUAAGUGCUUCAGGUGUUGCUGUGGUUACGGUGGAUGCUAAUUUCCUGUGUGUUGUUGCAGAAUAAUGAAGAGUUUGUUGUAAAUCCUGGAGAGACUGCUGAAUGGAGCCUGUAAACUCAUGUUAACUGUUAACCCUGUGGGUGUCUGCAUCAUUCCAGCCUGUGUGGUGUGGUGGGUUUGCCGCUGAAUAUCGGAGCGUGCUGCAUCCGUCAAAACAAGAAAACUGAAUAAGAUAUUUGAGAUCUGCCUUGAAUGUUGGAGCGCCGUGCUCGUGUCUUCAGUGUGUGAGAGCAGCCGAGAGGAAAUGCCUCUGUGAUGCCCAGGAUUUCCCUUACAUUAGUGCAGGCAUGGCUGGGCCAGACAUCAAAGUCUGGGUGGAAAACACACAGAGAGCUAUGAAAAUGGCUUUUCAUCAGGAGAGGUGAUUUUCCACACUCUUGUAAAUGUGCCAGCAGUGGCGCUAAAACUGUAUACAUCCUGGAAGCAUUUACUUCACUCAGACACUUAUCUAAUCUUUUUUGUUGCACUUGUAUUUUUAUACUUCAGUUAACUUAAUGUAGAAGUUCAGUUUUUUUAACUGGUGAAAUAAAAUGAGAAAAGCGAGAAAGUCACCUCCGAGCGGGAGUCAUUGUUAUUUUCCACUCCAUGCAGUCCGGAUUUUUUACACCCAGUGCCCAUAUUGUGGAAUAGAGUGAACUGGUGCCCAUGUUAGCGCCUAUGGGUGUAUAUAAAGUCGGUAUGUUGUUAUCUUGAGGAUGCAGAAGGCGUCGAUUCCAGCAGAACCAACAGAACCUCGUCUCAACACUGGAGCCCAUGGUGCAGAGCUUUUCUGCUUUAAGGAGGUUCAUUAGUAGGGCUGGGCGAUAAACCGAAAAUUUACAGAUCCUGAAGUGGAUGUAUGAUAUUAAUUUUAAAGUGUUUUUAUUAGUUUAAAAAUAUUGAUCCCUCUGGUUCUACUAUUGUUUCCAUGGCGAUAGAUUCUUAUUAACUAGCCUCUGUGAUGAGGCAAUAUUAAACUAGGGCUGGGCGAUCAACCGAAAAUUUACAGAUACCGAAAUUUACGACAAUAACCGAUGUCGUUUUGCCUAUGUCAUUAUUUAUGGUUUCAAAUAGAUUAAUAAAUAAAAGUUGGUUUUGGAUGUGUGUAGGUAGACUAUGGUCUGAUGUCCCUUUAAGACACUGUCCUACGUCAGAGACGUGACUCCACCCCAUCCAGUCCGUAACAGAGAGGGAAAGACAGGUGAGGAGACAGAGGACGGUUCAAAAGUUGUAGCGGCUGAAGUAGACAAAGUUAAUGUGGGAGGGAGUGAGCAGCCUGUGGAGUAGUUAUCGUCCAUUUAUCGUUAUUGAGGUGAACUGCUCAAUAUAUCGUGAUAUUGAUUUGAGGACAUAUCGCCCAGCCCUGUUGAUUGGCAAGAUAGUAAGAUGACUAUGAGAGGUCGCAACACAUGAUUUUUCUAUGCACUUGAACGUAACUGCUAAUAGUAAAUGCUACAGAAUUGCUCCCAUGGAUAUUAAGACCAAACUGUUUUAUUCCAGAAUAAACCCAUGUGAUCCAGCAGCAGAAAUAACAAAGAUUUAAUACAUUUAAUUCACUUUGUGGCCACAUUCAUUCAAAACUGAUUAAAGCUCCUGUGAGGAGUUUUUCCACAUCCCUAAAACAGACUGAAUUUCAUGUUGUGCCUUUUAUGCCAUCCUAAAGCAAACAAAACCAAUCAGCAGCAUGAUUGAUGAUUCUUGUUUCCUAUUUUUAAAGCCUGGAAGCGCUGCAAGGGUGUAGGUUUCAGCAGACUUCUGAAGAGAAGUAACUUUUUUUAUAUUUUCCACAUAAAAUAUUUACAAUGAAUGACACGUCUGACUGUCAAAAGUUGGCAGGUUGGGUUUUUUGGUCAUCAGACUCUGCAGUUUUGUUAUUUUAUCAGGUUACGUCAUGCUACUCUUGGAGCGUUUUUCUGUCUUUUUACACAUCUGUCUGAUGCGUUCAUGAGUAAUCGUUAUGAAAAAGUGGCUCCUCUCCAUGUUCUGUGACAGUUAAUCACUCGGGAGGAUGAAAACAAAUUCCUAAAGGACAUCUGCAGAAGUAGAAGUUAAUCUUGCCUUGGAAAGAGGAUAGGAAACAAAAGAGGAAUCUGUUUGAGGUAUUAUAAACUAUCCUGAAGCUAACCUAAGUUCGCUCUUGGUUUUUAUCACAGUAAAUGGACAUUCAGAGCAGUCAAGUGGAGCCCAGAGCCCCUUCAGUCAGCAUGUUUCAGACCUUCUGCUCUCCAUGAUCAGCAGCAGUAAUCAGACCAUCACACAACAGACACAGGUAACUCAAUAAUUUCAUCCUUAAUCUAAGAAUCUUCAUUUUAAUUUCUAUUUUUGACACUUUUUCUUCAUAUACUGCUUUUCUUUCCACUGUUUUUUCUAACAGGCAGGAGAUGAAGACGUCAAGUUCAGUGUCAGUGGAGUGACGAGCGACAGCACAGCGACCGAUUUUAGUUUAUGGGACACUGUGAGCUCAGAAGAUCUGCUUCCUGCGGCUGAAACUCCUUCACCACUUUCAGAGGAUUUCCACCCUCCAUCUGGACCUUACUCCCUCCAGCCCUCCCCUGCAGACCGGGCCCUUGCGAGGCUUAACCGCCCCAUCUUCUUUGAGCCAACCAGUCGGAGAGAAAGUCUUCACAUGGACACCUGUGACAUUAGGUAAUGGAAAUAAAUGGCAGUAUUUUAAAACCUGGGCUCUAGUUUUACAUAGUUUGGCCCAAAUUAUUAACAGUCACAGACAGUUUGAGGUGCUUUGGCUUCAUCCAUGAAAUUGACAUUCAAGACUGCAACUCUUUCUAUCUCUCUCUGUGGUAAAUUUGUACUGCCAGUAUUUGCCUAAAAAAGUUUAUCUUUCAACAGACAGCCCUAAGUUUUUUUUCUGAAUGGGCAAAAUCUUAGAUACUUUGAACAGAAAUAGACAUUACAUAACCACAAGACUCUAGUAAGGAAAACAGCAAUUUCACUCUCUAGAAUAAAGAACCACUGGGUUUAGGUUUACUCAAAAAUGUAGCUUGUAUUAUUGUUUGAUUUUUGUGAAUUAAAUUCUUAGUUAAUGUUAAAAUGAGCCAAAAUAACAUGAAAAGAAAAGAAAUCCCUGUGCCCUUUGAUGUAACAAAGCUAGCACAAAGCUAGUAAAUCUCACUUUUUAUGAUAGACGUCGAAUUUGAGAAGUCCCUUUUGUAUCGGUGUUUUUAGGAAUGAGGCAUUGUCAAAGUCAAUCAUCAGCAAAUCGAGUAUAACUAUCAUCAUCAACUCGUGAAUACGUUGCGAUACGAUACAUUGUGAUACGACACGAUAUGUUGCGAUACGAUAUGUUGCGAUACAAUACUUUAUGAUACGAUACGUUAUGAUAAAAUAUGUUACAAUACAAUAUGUUACGAUAAAUUAUGAUACAUUAUGAUACAUUAUGAUACAUUAUGACACGAUACGAUACGUUGUGAUACAAUAUGUUACGAUGCGAUGGGAUAUGUUUUGAGCGCUAUAUGCUAUGUUAACGCAUGCUACGAUAUGAUACGUUACAAUAUGUUACCGUACGUCACAAUACAUUAUGAUACAAUAUGAUAUGGUCAUGAUACAACCCAAACAGACAGGCACAACAUAAUGUGUCAUACCAUACUUUUAAUAUGAUGCCGAGUGAUACGAUAAGAAACCAUAUGAUGCAAAGCAGUGCAACAUCAUACAAUCUAAUACACAAUAUGACACAGUCAGCCAAGAAUAUACACUCCCACAGUGGGCUUCAUCCUGAUACUAUGCUGUACUAUACUACAAAUAUACCUCACCUUACCAUCAAACUGUACCAUAGCAUUAAGACACCAGAUGAUAUAUGAUAUGAACCAAUGUGCUAUUUGGAAGAAUACCAUAAAAUAUGAUACCAUAUCAUGCCAUCGGACUUGAUACAGCACAAUAUGAUUCACUUUGUCCCCUGAAGGAGUGAAACUGGUCUUGGACUCAGGUGCUGCUCAUAUUUAUCCACCUUUACAGUAAUCUGAAACAAUACAAGCUCAACGUUUUAAAUACUCUCUGAAAAUAUCUCUUCGUUCCUGUUUCCUUUGGUGAUAGAGUGAAAAGUUUUCUGAUCAUUGUCCAUGUUUUUAACGCUUCUUUUCUCGCUCCUCAUGCAGCCUUGUGGCUCUAGAGCUUGACAGUGAGGAGGACAGCCUUGAGCCAAAGUCUCUGCUUUCGCUGGCAUCGUCGUCAGAUGUUGGAAAAAGUGAAGACAAAAAAGAAACCUACCGUCCCUCCCCUGACCUCACUUGCACUCGUACUCAGUCAGCCUCCUCAGCAUGUGAAACCCCCUCAAAAGUAAGAGUGCAGGAUCUGGUUCUCACACUCUUGCCAGAUACUUUCACUUCUCCUUAUAGCAUGAGAAAUGUUGUUGGAGCCUUGUACUGUUCUGAAGCACUUCUUUUUUUUUUCUCAGGAUCUUGGUGACUUGGGGAUUCGACUGCGGUCGUAUUCCUACUCUUCCCCAAAAAUUAGUUUGCGUCCUGCUCGUUUAGCCCGGGAAAACCACACUGCAGAUGUAAGCCCUGGUCAGUAUCACUGGAAAAAACUUUUUUACUCUUUUAUAUAGUUUUGUCUCACAGAAAAACUAACACUAUUUGUUUCGUGUGUCACUAACAGGGAAGUUACUUUUCACUUUCUGUUUAUGGUAAUCGUCAAUGUUAGAAAUAAAAAGCUGCUUUUCUGUCUGUUUUUUUUAAAUCAACGCUAAAAGGCAGUUUGAAAUCAGCAUUAAUACUAGUAUGAGAGUGAAAACCGCUUACCUCGCCCUCCUUAAAGUCCAUGUGUGAGCCGCCCUCUGUCCACUCCACCCUGUAGAUGCUGUCCUCCACAGUGUCAGCCACAGCCGAUCUCUCCUUCAGGCGCUCUCUCUGUCUAAAUCUCUGUCAUUGCUCCACCCUGGUAGUAAGUACUGGACACCUGCAGCCGGCACGCAGCGCUCAGACCCAGCAUGGCCCCCCGCACACUGCUCUCAAUGUCAGCGCUUAUCUGUGUUUGCACGGGGGAUGGGAUCCGGCGGAGGAAUCAUGUUUGCAUGCAUGUGUUUGUGCGGCUUUCUAAUCAGGACGCAGCUUUGUUGUAAACCUGAGAAAAAGAAGAAAUCCAUUUAAAUGAAGCACACUUGGAGUUUGAGUUAAUAUUCGUCUGUGCUGAAGCUUUUGAAUGUAUUGUUUGUCUCCUUUAAGCACAAAAAUUAUUGAAUCUGCAUAACUAUUGUCGUUGCACUCAGAUCAUGUUGAAUUUGCUCCUGGCUGCUUGAAAAGCUUUUCCAUAAAUUAUCAAACAAAGAGAAACAUUAAUUGUCCACUUAAACCAUUACUUUUACUGAGCUUGCCAGUUUUUCAUGAAUGCUGUCCGUGCUUCUGGCUGAUUUUUUCCAAAUGUGGAUCAUCUUUCAUGUUUUUCCUGCCAGUUUUAAACACAUCGACAGGGUCUUUAGUAUUUUCUUUUGACAUCUACUCUUCUUUAUUUUUGUUCACAGAGCAAAAGACAACCAUGGUAUCAGAGCAGUCGCAUGAUAAAAGGUAUUUAUGCUUUAUUUAUUCAGUUUAUUGUGUGUUUUUUCUUGUCUUUUAAUGCAUAGUUUUCCUUUCUUUAACUCACUUUUGGGCUUUUUAUGGUUAAUUUAAAUGACUAAAACCUUUUUAUGACUAAGUUUACAAUCUUUCCAGCGUUUGGAGCAACAUUUAUUAGUAACAGAGUUUGCUUGGCCACAGUGGGAACUAUCAAGUGUGCUGCUUUUCUUUAGUUUAGUCCCUUUAGUUUAGGAGCAGAUCUAGUUUUAUGAUGUUUUUGAUCCUUUUUUUCCAGCAAAUAAAAAGGCAGUGAUUUGCAGUUUUUCUUUUUAUGAUGCACACAUGCAAAUUUGCAGAUUUGGGAGCAGGAUAAGAGAAAAACAGUUUGCUUUAAAUGCAAGUUUGCUUCAACUUUUUCUUUAAAAUCAACAUUUUUACCUUAUUCUCCUGCUCAGUCUCAUCAGCUGACACAGAAGCCAAUCAAUUUCUUCCUUUAAUUCAUGCAGAACUGCUUUAAUCUACAAGCCAUAACCCAGUAGCUCCCCCUAGUGGAGGCAGCGUGCAUAGUAAGAGAUAAACGCUUUGGUUGAAGCAACAACCCAGUGAGAGGCUUUAGUAUUUAAUCAAAAACUGUCUCUUUGCCCUCCGUUUUGUGUGUCCAUGUGUGCGUGCGUCGAUCUCCACAGGGACAUUAGGUUUCGUAAGCGAGCCCAGUCAGCCGAUGAAGAUGAAGGCGGCAUGGAGCUGGAGGAGUCGCUCCAGCAUCUCACCCUGUCAGAGUUUCUCAAAGAGUAUGUGGAGGGUCAGAGCCGUCCAAAACCGUCCCCCUUGAAUGAACUAACCCUAACCCGCUCUGUUUGCACAUGUGUAAAAAUGAUAAAGGUCUUGUCUACUGGAGCCACUUUGUUUUGUAUCAUCACCUUGUUUCCUCUCUCUUUUGUUGCUUUUCCUCCUUUUUAGUUCUCUGGUCCUUUUGUCUCCUUUCCUAACCUCCUUUCUUAUCUCUUUUCUUCCUCAUGUCCCCUCUCUUUUCAUUUCAUCUCCUCUCUCCUGAAUCCUUCUUCAUCCUCUUCUCCUUCUCCUCUCUCCCUUGACUUCAUUUCCUUACACUUUCCUGCUUUUCUUUUGUUUUUUCUCCCUCUUAUCAUCUCUUCUCCUUCCACCUUCCUCUCUUUCCUCUUCCUCGCCUCCUUUCUUCGAGUUGCAGAACAAUAGUUAUGCUUGUUUUAACAUAACGCACAAGUCUGUGGUUGUCGUGCAUGUUUCCACCUUUUAAACAGUUUACUAAUAUCAUUUUUUCACAGCGCAGAGCGGCAGAAACUGUGUGCACUUUUUUGUCUAACAAUGCUUCCCCUAACAGUUGUUCUCAGAUGAUGAAACUUGUGCUCUAGAGAAAUGACGUGGACUCUUUUCCUGCACCUGUGUGUCAUAUCUGUUUCCUCGUAGACGCUUGAUAAAGUCAGGAUGACGCGACGUGAAAAACUAACACACCUCUGCAGCCCGACAGCUUUACAGUCUGAGUCAUAAAAGCACAAAUAAAAACGAGACAAACGCCUGUAACGUGACUUAAAUUAUCCUGCAGGAUCGAGGAGGAGGAGCUGGAUAAGUACACAAUCCCGACGAAGGUGGAGUCUGAGAAGUACAAAGUGAUUCGCACGUUCAGUUUCCUCAAGAGCAGGAUGUCCAGCACUCGCAACAAAACCAAGGUGAGCGCAGAGGGUCCACACCUCUGAAAACACAAAGUGAAAUCACCCCCUAAAGUUCCUGAAUAAAGUUUUUAAGGAAUGUUUUCUAAAGGUUAGUGGACUCAGGAGUCUGAGUUCCUGUCCUCUGGGAGACCCGACCAGGAAACAUUUCUGGGGAAAGCUCAAGGCCAGAGCGACAGACCAAACAUGGUGUCCAGCCUCUUUCCUUUUAAUGAUUAAUCCCCCCCUAGUUGAGUCAGCACUGGCCCUGGAAGCUCUCCUGCAUCUGUUGUUUAUGCUACGCUCCAUUUCCUCGUCUGUGGACUUUCUUACAGUUUGGACGAAGGCGGGGAUCCCUCCCUGCGCUCAUAUAUCUGCUUACAGAUUGAUGCGUUUUACACUGCAAAUAGACGACCCCGACCCUGGUUCAUGGGAAUAUGAAUUAAGGCCUUCUGUGCCCACACCUCUCAGCUGUUUUUGUCUCCGUCUGCAUGUCCUCGUUGUUUACACCCAUGUCUCUGGUGUGGUUUUCUAAGGGGAAGGGGAAGGACAGAGAGGCCAAGGAUAAACAACCAAACGGACACCGCUUUAACACAGGAGCCUGUUUGGGCCCCACCGUGUGUGUGGUGUGCGACAAACCAGCUUCUGGAAAAGACCUGCUCCACUGCUCCAGUAAGUCUGAUGUGUAAUUCAAUGUUUGUUUGUUUAUUUCCCCUUAAACCCAAACCUCUGAACAUUAAAAUCUACUUCUUUCCCAGGUUGCACUGCGAUCGUCCAUAAAGGCUGUAAGGACUCUCUCCCCCCGUGUUUGAAGGUGUGUUUUGAGUUUGAAGAGCUCAUCUCCGCUCUGAGCCUGUCCUUUUGUCUAUUGUUUAUACGCUGAAACCAUCCUCUCUCAUUUGUAUUACUUAGAAACUUCAGGAUAAGUAUGCGGUUGCCAUGGUGAAGAACAGGACAGCAUCUCUCCCACAGAGUGAGUUUCAGUCCUGUUGUCCAGCUCUUGUAACUGAUUUAUUUGUAACCUGGAUUCGGGUUAAUGAGGGUCUGAACGCUGAAAGAGAUGCAAGGAAGUCCCUCCUAACCAUUUCAAAGAUUUUAUGCUUCCCUGUGCUUUCUUCUUCUACAGAUUUCACAGUGAGAGACAGUCCUCCUCAGCCUGUGGUCCCCGCCUCCCCCUCUCUACCUGUCAUGACCCCAAAGGAGAGAAAAGACGCUGCAACCCAGCCAAGUCCUCUUUCAGGGAGUUUCCCAAACAGCGACAGGUCAGGAAGUCCUUUAACUUUUUAACGUGCGCAUAAAAACACAGGAGCGUUUGGGUUAAAUUGGGUCUGUUCUUGCUUUUCUCUGUGCACAGUCGGCUGAGCGAGAGCCCAGAGAUGGAGCCUGAAAUCUCAAAGGCGAUAAGUCGAUCAGAGGAGCUCCUGCCCACCCCGGCGUCCUCCACGUCUACUGACUCAUCCAUAGGAGAAGGUAUCAAACGAAUAAAACUUGAUCUUAUCAGCUUUGAAAGUUUAACAGUAAAAGAAAGUCUAGAGAGAGAGAGAUUAUGUUCUGUUUUUAAAUUGAAUUUAUAACCUGGAGAAAAGGUCACUGAGUUUACAAGGUUCCCUUUAAGGUUUAGAAAGUCAUUCAGUGAGGAAUAAAAAGGGACAAAUGCCAGAGAGCUGCUGACUAUGCAUCACAGUCCGUCUAUAAAACAGGAAAUGGAAAAGGUAGGAGAGGAGAAAGUGAGAUUACUAUUUUUAAAAGACUUGAGGAGUGAAUAAAAACAGACUCAGUGACCUGUAGAAGAAACAAAAGGAAGAAUUUCACAGAAAAACUUUGAUAUAAGCGAUCUUUGAAGUCCCACUAAGGUCAAUUUUUUUUACUUCUUAAAGUGUUCUCACUGGUCUGUAAAUUGCAAUUAUUAAGUUUUUCGUUUAGUUUUUUUCACGUUACUGUGUCAUUUUCAAGGUCUUUUUUUCUGCAGAGCUCCAGAGGCUCAUUAGCAAUUUGCCUCUGAGUCGUGGGCGGCGAGAGCGCUAACGCACACGCUUGUUCCGCGAUUGUCCUUUCUACUUUUCUGAGUCUGGCCUGCAUAGCGGGUCUCGGGGGGCGGAGCUUGGAUUUGCUACGUAGAAAAUCUCACUGAAUCUGAGCCUUCCGUAAGGGUCAGCCAGAGAUUCCCAGCAAUUUGAAUGCAGAAAUACUCAGCGAUGAGAUUUUGCACUUAUUUUUCUCAUGAUGUGUCCUGUAGCAUCAGAAAAAUGACAUAUAAACAUGUAGGCAACAAGAAAAACAUGAUUUUCAUCAGAGUGCGUCUUUAACAUAAGAUUUGGCACAGUUAUGUCUCUUCCUGGAAAAGGUGGGAGCUAUUAAAACAGCGCUUUGCUACCCACCUCCACCCUUUUUUCAUGCAGUGACUGAUAAGGGUCUUUGCUGCUGCUCCCCCUGCCUCAGCUUUUCAUGGGAAAGUGUGCUCUCCCAACCUCAGGGGAUCCACCUACACACAUGGAAGGGCAGGGAGCUGUCAUAACAGCACCAAACUGUCAAAUAUAACUUAUUGUUUGCAAAUAAAUCACUUUCUCUAACCGAGGUGGUCCUGAGUCAGAGCUGAGACUAAUUCCUCUCCAUGCAAUCACUUCCAGAGUUAAGAAAGAUUUACAUGGGUGAAAAUUACUCAUCACUCGUCUCGGGGACUUUGUUCUUUUAUCAUCUACAGACUGUGUGGACGCGUAUAUCCAUAGCGACAUGUCAGCUGAUGCUGUGGAUUACGAGGCAGAGUCGUGGAGCCUGACGGUGGAGCACAAAUUCUGCAAGAAGCAUGACAAACGGGCCGUCAAGAGGCAGGAUGUAAUCUACGGUGAGCAGAUGUCAGAGUUGUGAAAGAAAAGCAGUGGAAUGUGUCGUUUUCUGCCAGCGACUGUAUUUCAUGUUUUAAAUGACUAUCAUUGUCGUAAAUUUCUGUGACUGAGAAACACGUGGAGCUCUUAAUAUCAAAUAUUAAAAUCCUGACACAGAGCUGAUGCAGACCGAGCUCCACCACCUGCAGACUCUCCACAUCAUGGCCGAAGUUUUCAGGCGAGGUAUGAAGGAGGAGGUGCAGCUGGAUACAGAGGCGGUGGAGCGGGUCUUCCCCUGUCUGGACCAGCUGCUUGUUUUUCAUCACGCCCUCUUUGCCGCCAUGAAGGAGCGGCGACACAGCUCAGCCCAGCCUCAGGGACACAGGAACUACCUCAUUCAGAGAAUAGGAGAUGUCCUGCUUCAACAGGUCGGCUGGUUCCGUCAUAAAUGUAACACAGGGGGGAGCCGUGAGGAUGCACACCCCUGACUGUGUGUCUGUUUGUGCAGUUUUCAGAUGAGAACAGUGAGAAAGUGAAGCAGGUGUACGGAGAUUUCUGCAGCCGUCAUAACGAAGCGGUCAGCUUUUUCAAGGAGCUUCAGCAACACAACAAGAGGUUUCAGAUCUUCAUAAAGGUACCUCUAAAGGGAUUCUGCUAGUCUUAAACUUUUGUGGUUAUUUUGGGCUCUCAGGGUACAAAACAUUUAAAGAUAGUCUUUUGAGUGCAGCCAGGAGCUAUAAAACAGUCUGUAACGGCAAAAUCUUGAUUUGUGAAACUGAAAGGCUUAAAUUGUCAUCAUGUCUGUCUGUCACUGUACUGCUUCACAAACAGGCCUUUGUGGGAGUUUAUAAACCUUUUUCAACCAGAAACAGGUGCAUAUCUCACUUCAGUGUCAUCAAACUCUAACAAAACAAAGAUUUUACUUCAGAUAUGGGAGUUGCUGGUCUACCUUUUCCCUUACCGGCUAGUUCUUAGUGUCACUACUUGUGCUUAAUCCUGCCUAACGUUGAUAUAAAAGUUUUGCUUUAAUAGGGAAGUUGCUAAUCUGCCUUCUCUUCAGCUUUCUCAGGUUACUCUGUGUCUCAGUGAAAUAAGGCCCAUUCAGUGUUCAAACUCCUUGUCCCAACAGAUACCUAUAAAACGCUUGUUUGACCCAGUUUUGAAUCACCUCUGUCCCAGAACAACAUGCACCAAGCUUGCAACACUGAUUUGUCUGUACAUAAAUCAUCAGUCAAUACUGUUGCCGAGGCGAUUGCUGUUUUAACCAAUAGAAAAACAUCUCUAAUCCGAGUCAAAGCUUGAUACGAUUCCUCCACUUGCAACCACAUGUGAUCAUACACAAUCGAUUUUUUGGGUUUGGACUCCAAUCACAAAAACUGAGACUUGACUUAAAAACCCUCCUGUUGUCCUCUGGUCAAGGAAGGUCAGAGGGGAAGAUGGGAGGGAAGGAGGGAGAAGGGAAAAGGAUGGAGGGAAUGAAGAGGAAGGUAUGAAAGAAGUGAAGGAAGGGAGGAAAGAAAAAAAUGAAAUGAGGGAGGAAGGGAGGAAAUAAAGAAGGAAAUGAGGGAGGAAAGAGAGGAAGGAAGGGAGGAAAUAAAGAGGAUGGAGGAAGGGAGGAACCGUCAAAACAGAUUGGGUUGAUUUAACACCGGGAGGACAACAGGAGGGUUAAAUUGCGGGAGUUGCCAAACUUCUUUCACCUUAGUUAGUUAGUCCAUUUGUAACUCGAACCUUAAACCCAGAGAUUUAACUACAAAUAUGAGAGUUGCUGGUCUACUUGAACCGUAACUGGUUUGUUAAAUUGUGUUAUUGUUGUUAGAAGAUGAUGCUUUCAAACUCCAACUACAAAAACUGUUGUUUAAUUCCACCACAGAAGUUGUUAGUCUACCUAAUUAUGAAUCUACUGUUUAAUUUGUAGUUGUAUUUGUGUUCAGAAUGUGUAACAUAGAGAUUUAACUUUAAAUACAAGAUUGGUGGUUUACCUUUGCUGCAACCUGUUUGUUCAUUGAGUUAAAAAUCUCAGUGUCUUUUAAAGAAACAGUCAAACCAGCUUAUGAAGGCAGGGAUGGAUCAGCAACUCCUGUUGUUUGAGGGUAAAAUCAAGUUUUUCCGUUGUUAAAGUCUCUUAUAUAGGGCCUAAUUUUUACAAAAGGUCUGUUUCAGUAGUUUUUUUAUAAUCCUCUCAAACACUUUUUAUUCUCUUUCAAGCAACAAGGUAAUAACUCUUUGGUCAAACGGAGAGAGAUCCCAGAAUGCAUCCUGCUGGUAACCCAAAGGAUCACCAAGUACCCAGUGCUGCUGGAGAGGAUCCUUCAGUACACUCAAGGUUGGUCAUCUACCGCCCUCUGCUGGUCACAUGAUCAAACUCAAUAUUUCAGCUGUUAAAGGGUAAAUCAAUCCUCUUCUAUGAUUGUUUCAGAGGACACAGAGGAGCACGCCGAUAUUUCCAAAGCGCUCGCUCAGAUUCGGGAGGUGAUAGCAGCCGUGGACCUGAGCGUCAGCGAGUAUGAGCGACAUCAGAGGUUACAAGAAGUGUGGAACCGCAUGGAGAACCGCAGCGCCGCCAAGCUGAAGAACGGGCACACGUACCGCAAACAGGACAUGAUGAGGCCGGGACAGACGCUGAAACACCAGGGCCUGCUGCUGUGGAAGACGGCCACAGGUCGACUCAAAGGUAACACUCACACAUGCUUAUAUUUUCAUUUUUACGGUAUGAACACGCAAUCAAGAUGUGUUUACUUCUUUUCUUUAGACGUUCUGGCGCUGCUUCUCACAGAUGCUCUCAUCUUCCUGCAAGAAAAAGACCAGAAGUUUACAUUUGCUGCUGUGGUACACUCACGUUUCUAACAACUUUGUUAUGAUGUUACACUACAUUACCUGUUCCAUUUAAUCUAAGGCUGUUAUUAUUCCUCUUCAUAUUAUGUUUUUUCCCUCUCUUCUUUAAUGUGUUUCAGGAUCAGAAGCCUCCGGUCAUCGCUCUGCAGAAGUUAAUCGUGCGAGAAGUCGCAAAUGAAGAGAGGGGGAUGUUUUUGAUCAGCGCGUCAGCUGCGGGGCCCGAAAUGUACGAGGUGCACACGUCGUCCAAAGAGGAGAGAAACACCUGGAUGAGGCUCAUUAGAGAGGCAGUGGAGAGGUGUGUUUACGCCCCUGUUUAAUGCAUGUUUGUGCAACACCUGGAGAGAACCGAAUGUUUAAAUCCGAACCAGCUAACUUCAGAUUUCCCCGCUCAGCUGUCCAGAGGAGGAAGAGGAAUACACAAGCGAGUCUGAGGAGGAGAAGCGAGCAGCUGAAGCCCGGGUUCAGAAAAUCCAGAAGCUCCAAGGUAUCCCAAACCCUCAGCAAUAAUUCAUUGUUAUUCUGUGAAUGUUUUAUACUCUCAUGAGUUUAUUUCACACACAAUCUGGGACCCCUGUGACCUCCCGUUUUCAGAGAAUCUGCUGAGCCAGGACCAGCGGAUCUGCUCCAGCCUGGAGGAGAAGCUGCAGAUCUACGCUGAACUCUCUGCCCUGAACGGACGGACGGACGCCUCGCUGGUCGAACCGCGUCUGCUCGUCCAGCCGCACUUGGAGGAUCCGCCUCAGGCCACCGUGUUACUGGCUGCAGCUCUGCAAGAGGGUGAGGAGGUUUCGAACAUAGACUGUCAGGGUUCCUACACUCUUAGAAUUUCCAUACUUUUCCAUACCCUACUUUUGAGAAUAAUUUUUGGAAAUACCUACUUUUCCAUUUUAGAAAACAGUAUUUUAGAACUGUGGUGAUAGUCAUGAAACAUAAAUAUUUUUUCAUACUUUAUUUUUCAUUUUCCAUCCUUUUUAAGACCUGGAAAUUGAUCAAAUUUAUUUUCACAUUUUUCACACUUUCCAUACUUAAGUAGGAACCCAGUACUGUGCACUGCAAGAACAUAAGGACACAUCUGGGUUGUUUUUGACUUUACUGAAAAAGUAUGUGAUGACUGAAUCAUUAAAAACAAAUCACUCAUUGUUUGUUAAUGCUGUUAAAAUUGCCUCUCUUGAUUGAAACGUACUUCAUGAAUUAAGACCUCGACCUGCUUUCAUUAUAGAUGCUAAUCAAGGGUGUUAAAGUUAAGUGCAGUAAUCCAUUAACAGGUAAUUUGAAGCAGUUUUUAAUUCGCUCUGGAAAUUCAGUCGCUGCCUUUUAGCUGCUUUACUCUAUGAAAUAUUUCAGGCAGGUAUAUUUAAUCAACGGAAAUCCAGUUAUCGAAAUGAUUUCAUUAUUCACUCUGCGGACUUUAGUGAAAAUGAAUAAAUGAGAGAGAUAAGCCACUGCUUGUUACCGUACUUUCCUCAAGCAUUCAUUGAAUUAUUCUCCAAUUUAAUAACAAACUGAUCGAGCUGACGGCUGAACUAACACUUGUGCUGGUUUUGUUUCACAGCUGAGAACCUGAAAGCCGCUCUGACGUCCUCAGCCUGCUCUCCCUCAAGGCCGGACUCAGGCACAGACUUCCUGUCUGAUACACCUGCGCAGCCCUGCUCUGACUCUGGCUCCUCACCUGAAGACCCUGAAACCAGUGAGGGAAGUUUAGCCUCUGAGCCGUCGGACCUUCAGUCUGUUGCUCACCUGCAGAAAACAGACGCCAAUAACAUCCAAUCUAAGGUACCGCCAUUUAGCUUCUGGGCAAUCUGGGUUUAUCAUCGAUAUAAAUACAGAUUGCAGCUUUAAUAGGUGUUAAAUAUUGAUGCCGCCAUAAGCUUUGAUGUUGUCCCAUUACUGUGCGGUAUUAGUUCUGCAGAGGUCGUUAUCGGCUCUUACAGGCGGCAUCUGACCGUCGCCGCUUUUCCAUUCCUCCGCAGAUGUGUGGCUCAAGAUUGCCAACAGCUGUUUCAAUAAUUCAGCACCAUCUAUUAGAAUUACGUCCCAGCCUUAAUGCGAUGAAUCAUUGAUAAGCUCAUAAUAAAGGAAGAAGUCCAUUUAGGUCCCAAAGGUAUUGCAACAUUAAAAAUGGAUACGGAGACUUGUUCCAAUCACUGAGCCACGAUUGUGCCACCGUCUGCAGCUUUUUCUGACCUGGGAGGUAAAUGACUGAGAUGAGAGGGGAACGCAUUAUUAUUGGCUCCAGUGUGGCCUCAAGGGGGCGCACUUGCUGCAUGAAACCACCUUCAAGUCUUGACUCUUCUUAAGUUUUUCAUUAGUGGAAAUUUUUUUUUAACUGUCUCAGACUAAUGCAGAAUAACUGUGAGCCUCCUAACUUGCGUGCUUUGUGUGAUUUUGUCCAAUCACAGGUCGCUCAGAGCGUCCAGAGUCUGACGCAGCUGCUCUACAGUCUGCAGGUGAGUGAAUCACACAGUCUGCUGCAACUUUUAAUCACAGCUCCCUCUUCUACUUUAAUGUCUGAUCAGCAGAAUAGGAAAAAGUAUCUGCAUUAUUUCUCAAGUAAAAGUAGAGAUACUUGCAGAAAACUUCUCUGGCGGAAGAAUUACUGAUCUAACAUAUUUAUAUAAAGAAGUACAUUUAUGAGCCAGUGCUUUUUCUAAUUCAUCUUUGAGAGAUCAGAAUCAUGUUUAUAAAGUAGAUUUUCAUAUACAGUGUCAUAGGAGGAAUAAACAGCAGUAUCAGGGAACAUAACUGUCAGGUAGAAAUCUUGUAUCUCCAUAUUUCACCAUUUUAUUUAUUCUGCUUUAUUUAAUGCUGGUAAAUGAAGUUUGAGGUUGAGUCUCAUGCUGUUUGUAGUUUCAUGAAAAGCAUACAGGUUUUUACUUUCCAGGAAAGAAGUGGAUUUGGAGAUACGAGGUUUCUCGAGAAUGAAAUAAAACAAACAAUGAACCAUAAAAAAAUAUUCACUAUGAUGCAAAAUAAGUGGGUGUAGUGGAAGAGUAGAGUAGGAUUAUCGUUCACAGCAAACGUCUCAUGAAAUUAAAGGCACAGUGAGGAGUUUUUUACUGAUUUAGAAAGAGUCUAAUCAAGUGUUUUGGUUGAGUCACCAAAGAGACUCUGAGUCGAGUCCAAGUCAAGUGAGUUCUCAUUAAUCUGAAAUAAAACCAGGUCUGCUGUUUCACUCCAAAGUAUUGACAGUGUGAACCUGGACUGACUGUGUGUGUGUGUGUGUGUGUGUGUGUGUGUGUGUGUGUGUGUGUGUGUGUGUGUGUGUUUGCGACCUUUUGGAUGUGCAGAGAACACGUUUCAUUCAUCAAUAUUAGAUUCUGAUCCUGCCAGCAUGUCUGGAAAAUGUUUAUUAUUAAUGAAGUUACAGUGCGGUGUGCUGUGUGUAAGUAAAAGUGCUCUCAGUAUAGAGGUGCACUGAUACAUUCUGGUGCAGUGAUAUCACUGCAGGUGGUUCAAAGACUCAAGAAUCCCUGUUAUGAAAUACCAAACCUCUGUUGAUGUAAUUUUUAACCUUUUAACUGCAUGUUCAUUUAUACUGAAUUUAUGUAGAGGCAUAUGUCAGAGUCAGGAAUAGUGUCACACAAGUGAUGGGAAGAACAGUUCUUUUGACUGUACUGAAUCUUUAGAAUCCGUUCAUAAAAAGAUUUGUUCAAAAGAUUCGUUCACUGAUCUGGGCAGUGCCCCAGUGCCUCGUCCUGCCAGGUGCAGCACACGAGUGAGUGACACAGCGGUGUUGAUCGGGAGUUUGGUCAUUGAACGGGCUCGUACCCUCCCCUGCUGCUGAAGUCACAGCGUCCUGAUUGGAACAUCACAACACUACUCCACACCUAAAUGGGCUCUGUUGUUGUUGUUAGCAUACCAGGCAAUAACAACACUUUACAUGAUAGUUUGUGCAAAAACCUGACACGAAAACAUGCCCACAAAUAGAACUUGCAUAAACCUAUUGGUGUAAUUGAUUAAACUACACUAAAACUGGACUAAAUUACUAAUAAUCACCAUUUAAUGUUCAACAGUUUUAGAGGCAGCAACCAUCUUGGAUUUCUAGCUUGAGGAUCCUGAAGUUGCUUUAAGUUUUAGAUUAGAAAUUCUGACUUAUAGAGAUGUUCAUGGUGAUGUCUCCAACAGAUAUGUUUCAUUAUCUGACUUUCUUGAUCAAGUGCACCAUAUAGUUGGUGAAGGUGCUCAUGGGAAACGCAGUCCUCAUCCUGGGUUUGAUCCUACGCUUUCAUUAAGAUCUACACAAACACCAACAGGCUGCAAUACAGAAAUAAUAAAGUCAAGAUCAAGUAAACAGAAACAAAGACGUACUAAAAACAUGCGAUUUUUCUCAGAUGUGCAGAUAAAUUUGAAAAGUUUUUCACUGUUCAGCUUCAUUUGUGAGUUUGUCUUUUUUGCUUUAAUCCAUUAAAUGAACUGAUGGAUGCACCGUAUAAUGAACAUUCCUUUCUGUGAUUGCUGCACCGCUCAGGUGAAGUCUUCUGAUGUGUUUUAGAUGUGGAGAUUAGUUGUUGGAGUUUUCAGAAAAAAAGAUACUUGAGUCUAUCACAGAUACCUGAAAAUUUUCAACCCGCUCUGUUUUCACUGCGAUCAUGAAGGAUGAAGGAUGAAUGAUGAAGGCUGUAAUAACGUGCUGCACAGCUGCACACUCCAGCUCCGGUAAACAACUCUGUUCACAGCUGUUUGAAGUCAAAGGUAGCAACAGUCCUACUGAUCUGAUUCACCGCUUUUGUUUCACCACCAUUCACUCAGGCACACACACACACACACACACACACACACACACACACACACACACACACACACACACACACACACACACACACACACACACACACACGUGCUGCUCUUCUGCUCUUUGGUAUAAAAUGUAAAGUAGUGUUUUUGCAUAUAGGAACGUGUGCACACAUUCUUGUUUGCUGUGUGUGUGUAUUUGAUCAGAGUGUCAUUUUCAUAUUCAAAGUUCUGCUUCUCGUCUUUCCUGCAACUGGAGCAGAAACCGCAGUUUCACCAGUAAUGAUGGGAUCAUUUCACCUUGUGAGGGCUGCUCUAGUCUUGACCCAUAAAAAGAAUUGGGUCACCUUGCAGAGUCGGAUCAAACUUUCCGUCUCAUUUUGCCUUUCAAAUCACCUCCCCGACUUUCAGUCGCACAGGUGGGUUUAAUGGUUGGAGCACUUUGCAUUUAAUGAACCCAUCUCUGUGCCUCUCUUUGUCUGUGCCAGGCCGCAGUUACCCUUCAGGACAGCUGCUACGAGGUCCAGAGGCUCCUCCUCCAAGAGUCCGGCCGCCCCUCCCCCCGCGCCCAUCGACCGCACCUCCCCAGCAUCCGCAUCAACUCCCUGCAGGAGCAGGAGAAGCAGCGUAACCUGGAGAAGCGCAAGGAGGAGGUGGCGUCGGCCCGGCGACUUCAGGAGCAGCUGCGCCAGGAGAAGGAGCGCUGGGAGAAGGAGUGCCACGCCAGGGAGAGCCAGCAGGGGGAGCAGGAGAGCCGACUGGAGGAGCGGGAGAGGCAGUGCCACCUAGAGGCCGAGAGGCUGAGGCGGGAGAGGGAGGAGUUGGAGGAGCAGCAGGAGGAGUACCAGCAGAGUCUGGAGCGGCUCAGGGAGGGGCAGAGGAGCGUGGAGAGGGAGCGGGAAAGGCUGGAGAACGAGGAGAGGCUGCUGCAGACCUGGAGGCACGGCCGGCAGAGGAGUCUGCCCGCUGUGAUCCCCCACAUGGUCAUCCCUCUAGACGGGACUCAGGUAAAGUUGAAUCUGUGUGCUGAUCAUCAAAACAGCUUCUGGGCCCAAAGUUUCAACCAUAGUAUUGAAUAAGAUAUAAAAAAUGGAAACAAAAGAGGAUAACAAAGUCUCAACUUCUCUGGUCCGGUUUUUGUUCUGGAUCAAACCCUCAGAAACUUUUAGACAGGAUGAGUAAAACUUGAACCUAAAGUGAGAGGAGAGUGGUGUUGAUCCCUGUGGAAAAGUGUUAUGGUUGGUUUUAGGGUGAGGAUGUACUACAAAACAGAAACUUGACAUAUCAUAUGACAACAGCCCUUAACAGUCUGGGUUCUGUAUCAAUGUUUGACUUUUUCACACCAGUUUUGAUCGACUUACGCAGAAUUGAAGCAGCCAAAAAAGCUGUGAAGGAUUGGUUGAUUGAAAACCAAAUAACGUAAAAAAUUAUCCACAUAACAUAACAUUCAGUUCAAACACUCAGUGCGUUUACAUGCACAGCUUUAUCGGACUAAGCUCAUAAUUCUUUUUUUUUCGCUGAAUCGUUCUUUUUCCUUGUCCGCGUAUACAUGCAGCUGAGAAAAUCGAAUUAUUGACAGGAGCGUGUCCUCCUUCCCAAAACUAGGGGGCAAUAUGGGUCUUUUCAGCGGCGCUGUUUCCAGCUCUAUACAACUGACAACAGCAGGUCCGAGCCAGACAUAACAGAAAUGUUUACAACUGCUUCUGGGCAUUUUCAAGCAGGAAGAUGGAGCAUCGUACAACGCUGUUUUUGUCGUACAUAAUGUACGCGCUACUUUUUCUGCAGAUUAGAUGCACGCUACUCCUCUUCUCUGGCGUUUUUGUUUCGGGGUUACAGGGGCGUGGCGCACGCGCACAUGCAUUGCCCGAUCACGCUGGUGACAUGGUAGAGGCAGUUUAAUUUCAAUCGCAUUAUCUGGAUGUCUUUAUCAGAGUUCUAAGGUGUUAACAUGCACUUCAGUUGUCCGGUUUAAAUCGGAGGAAGGCAAUAAUUCGGUUUUCUGGAGUGUCAUGUAAACGUACUGAGUGUUCCCCACAUAUAGAUGAUACCUACACCUGAGUCAUUUUUCUUUUUUCACGAGUCAGAGAUUAAUCAGAUGAUCUCUCUGGUCUCACUCUGACCCUGAUGUGACCUCCAGCACCAGACAGGUCAAGAUCAGAGACAGGUCCUUCAAUACAUCUGUCAUGUUAAUGCGCUGAUUGAAGAGUGUUGACUCAGGUUGACCUUUUUUUAUGCAGCAGCUCUUCAAGUCAUAUGAAGCUGGUUGCUGCUGAUGUCGCCCUGCAGUAUGAUGCAGUUUUGAUGCUUUGAAUUUGCAUGUUUGCCUUUAUUAGAUUAGACAGCUGAAGAGAGAGAGGAAACAUGGGGAGUAGAGAGCGAAGGGUCAUGGCCGAACUCCAGGAACUAUAGCCUCUGUAUUUGGGGUGCCAUUGGUGCCUCAGUAUGGUAUAUCUGUUGAGCUAGGGUGACCACACGUCCUCUUUUACCCAGAUAUGUCCUCUUUUUUUAUGGGCUGUCCGGCUUUGUCUAGGGAAGUUUAUAAAAUCCUUUAAAUGUCUGCGGUUUUGUAUGGAAAUUUCGAGUUUGUGUCACGUGGACUUACUGAGUUAGAAGCACGUAAAGACACUUGAUCUGACCUGAAAAACUCUCAAAAUUAACUUAAUGCGACUCCUCUUUUGAGGAAGUCAGAAUAUGGUCACCCUUGUUGAGCCAAACAUGUGAAGUGGUUGGAUAGAAGAAACAAUAUAUGAAACAGAAAAAUGAAUGAAUCUCUCUUUGUAAAAUAAAAACAUUUAAAAGAAGGCUUUAGAAAAAAAAUCAUUUUCUGAUGUGAAAUAAAAGAAGUCACUGAUGGAGGUUUUUGUCCCUCUAAAUGAAGACCCUCACAGUGCUCCUUUGUCAGCUCGGUCUUCUGUGUUUCCUGACUUGGGCUCUUGACCCUGACAUCAGAUAUGCGGUGUUUAUGGAGUAUUUCCCAGCUCUAGACAUUAACGAGAAGCUUUUUCCCAGGCAGCUAUCAGCCUGAGUUACGUUGCUUCACUCAUUUACUCGGGGCAGCUCAAUCUCCCCUUGAUAUACGACCUGCGAUAAUGAGAGCAAUUUCAGCAUCAUUUGUCUUAGUGCUCCAGCAGCCCCGCUCCCCAAUAAACAUCUUAAUGAUUGAUGAUAAUUAAACCGUUGCAAAUAAAAGCUCCGACAAAAUAAUUAAAACCAGAGGCACGCGGCCCCAGAAACCAAUCAAUCGCGUCCGAGUGGACUUAAAUUAUCGACACUUUGUUUGAAAAGCACUACAGUGAAAUGUCUCCCCCCGCAGCUGGGAGGCAUGGAGGAUAAAGGGUGCACUGUUCUCGGCGCCCUUUAAGGCUCAUUGUACCUCUCACAUGCGGAGGAAGCUAAUGCAGCAGCACAUACGUCUCUGCCGGGUCCAGCAGGUGUGACUGUUCAGGAGACGCACACACUCAAACGGACGGACAAAUGAGCAGACUCGUGUUACGAUAUUCCCUCACUCCCUCAUUAAUUUACACACCACUGGUGGGCUCCUGCAGGCUGCUUGUGAUGAGGCUCUGUUUUUUAUUUAUUUAUUUAUUUCCAUUCAUCUAUUUCUGUGAGUGUGGAGGCCGCCUGAACGGCAGCAGUCUGACAAAAGCACGCAGAGGCAGCAGCGGAGGUCCUAAUGUUCCCCUGCUAAUGUUUUAGCCAGAGGCGGCAGUUCAGGGGGUCACAGACAGAUCGGAUGACGCACGCACACUCACAUUCGCAUUCACCACAGACACACAAACGCACACACGCUGGCUCUCGGGUUGUUUCUAAUUAGCUGUGGUGCCUGCACUCAGCAGAGAAAAGGCCACGCUGGUGUGAGGAUGGUACAUCAGGGUAUUAGGGGAGGACAGGAGGAGGGGCUGAGGCAUCAACACAUUUCACUGGAUAUUAAAAGGUCAAUUUACCCAAAGGGGCUAACAUUUUUUUACACUUAACCUUUAGUUAUAUGUAAAUGCAGUUUAGUUUUAUCUGUCCGGGGCUCAACAUAGUCUGGUCUGACUCACCUGUGGCUCAAACGUUAUAUUUUAUCAUACAUUACAAGGCUACCAUUAGACAUUUAGCAUCAAAAUAUCCUUUCCAGUAAACAUUACUGAAAGACUAAAAAUAACAAGCUUCUUUCAAGGGUUAUUUAAAGAAGUAUUUAUAUGUAGAUAAUCUCUUAUUGUUGCUAACAAUAAGAUCUGCCAGCUUACAUUACCUUAAAAUACAGGGAAUGGCUGAUGCUGGUUGUUGUUGUGAAGCUAGUUAUGACUUCAUCUCUUGAUAUAGUAUUGAUUUAAGUAGGGAUGCACCAAUACGAUAUUUGGAUCGGAUAUCGGCUCUGAUAUUGACAAAUUAACUGGAUCUGAUAUCUGAUGAAUGACGUCGAUCCAACGUUCCAAUCCACUCUUUUUUUUUAAAUCAAAUUUUCUUUUAAUACACAAAAGUUUUACUUCUUUUUGUUGUGUGCUAAUGUGCAAUUUGUUAUUCAUUUAAAAUAAUAUGAAGUAAAUUUAUAUCUGUGUUAAUUUGUUACCUUUUUUUAACAAGGCUAAUGUCAAGCCUGAUGCCUUCACUCACAGGGCAAGGUAUACAGUUCAUUCAUUCAACAGUAGUAUUGUACCGGUAUUGGAUAUUGGCCAAUACACUCAGCCCAGGUAUCAGUAUUGCGUUGGAUGGGAAAAAAAUGGAUUGGUGUGUCUCUAGAUUGAAGUCUCUACAACAGCAGCAUAAUCUCUCCAGAGUAGAUAAUGUUAAAAUAACCAAUGUUUUCUGCUGAAUUUGACCAGAAGUUUCCAUAUACACACCUUUAACUCUCUAUUUUACUUAAUCAUAUCAAUGGGAAGUGGUCAAAAUGAACCUCCAAUGACUGGUAAAGCAAAACUGAUUUGAAGGUCAAUUAGUCAAGCCGUUUCAUAGGUAUUAGAAGUAAAACCUCCUACUGUCUCCUACUCUCUCCUCAGGACUCCACCUCAAGUCAGUCCAGAGAUCACGCAGGAAACGGCUCCGUGUUCGUGAAUGAGGCCGCCUUCGCCAGCACCAGCGUCAACAACCGCCACAUCAACCACAAAAGAAAUGACCCCAGCGCACACAACUGUCUCAACACCCUGCUGGCAAGAACCAACAGCAGACAGCCUCCCAUUACUAAGACCUCCAACAACCAGCACCCGGACCCACAGGGGUGGGUGAUGGGGACAGGAUACCUGUACAGCUCUGCAGGACGGCUGGGGCUGCAGCACACGCCUACAGGUAAGAGAUACGUCAAAGUUCAUGAGUUUUCUGGUGUGAAGGAAAGUUUUCUGAAAAAUUAAGGAGAGCAGAAGUCAUUUUGAGUCUUUGUCUUUACUUGUUGAUUCCUGCUACAAUUACAAAUGAUUUGAAGGUUUUAUCAGUGUGCAGGUCUGCCUGGUGUUUCUAGAUCAGUUUGCAGAUUAAUCAAUUAAUCAAUCAGAAUUUAUUUGUAAUAUAUGCACAUUUUAUACAGUAGUGUAACGUAAAGUGCCAAACAUAAGCAAAAUUUAAUAAUGGUAAUAAAAUAAGGUCAUACAACAUGAGCGCAAUACAAUAUCAGGAUAAAACUUGUAAUUAAGUGGCAUCAUUAUAGUAUUGGUGUCAGUAAUAAUGAUAAUAAUAAUAAUGAUGAUAACACAAAGCAAGCAUGAGUCCACUCCUAGUUUGAUUAGAGUAUUAAAACCUUACAAAUAUCCCCUUGUGCUACAUUUACAAUAGAUAAAAAGGUGCGAUUAAUUUGCGAUUAAUCGUGAUUUAACUGCUCGCUAUCAUGCGAUUAAUUAAAAAAAUAUUGAAAUUAAUGCUUAAUAAAUAAGUGAAUAUAUAGUCACACAGGACUCAUUAAAAAGACUAAAAAAGCAGAUCUAAAGUCUCCUUUUUCAAAAUAUUGGCGCUCUGAGCAUCAGUCAGGUCCUCAGGUCGGCUUUUUUAUGGACGUUGGGCUGUAGUGAUGAAAAGCUGCUUCACUGUGGGUCUUUGGGCACCAUUAAAAGAUCACUAACAGGAGACCUGAGGGUCUUCACAGUCUCCUCAGUUAAAGGCAAACCUGAUAAAUAGGUUGCAACUAGACCACGAAGACAUUUGAAAACCAUUUUUAAAAAUCAAUACGUUUAAAUCAACAAUUUGGAGGCACUUUUUUAUGUGUCAGGCAUCAUCUGUCAUUACAAUUGACCUGACAUAGAAAAGCAUACAAGUGGAUCAAGAAGGAGCUUAAUUAUUGAUUAUUAUGAUUGGUUAUGUGAAAUAUCCACCAAUCAGAGAGGCACUGAUAUCGGACAGUAGAGCUGUGUUAUCAGUCUGUCUCUGCCUCUCAGCGUGAGGGAGAAAUGUGCUACCUGUGAGAAUGUAAACAAACCUUCAGCCUGCACUGGCUUUACCCACCCACGCUCACACACACAUACACGCUCACACACACAUACACACACACACACACACAUCGGCUCUGCUCUCAAGGCUGUCUCCCUGGUGAGGCCUUGUCUGUCCCUCCACUCUGUUAAUCAGUGUCUCCUGACAAAGAACUCCCUCCUCCUCCUCCUCCUCCUCCUCUUCACCACCUCCACCUGCACCACCAGCAGUUGCGCCGUGGGCCCUGUGCUGCCAAAGGGAAAGAAAAAUCGAUGGUUCCUCUAUCUAUCGACAGGCAGUGCAGACAACAGCGUGUGAAUCACAGUUCACAGGCGAUGGCUGACUGAUUGGGACAUCGAUCUAGAAAAAUCUUUAUAAAACUCAUUACAGCGUGACUUGUCAUCAGAUCAGAAGAGAGGAGGAGGAGGAGGAGGGAUGCAGAAGUGUAUUAAUGUGUGUUUCACUUGCAGGGGUGUCAGAUAUAUUCUCACAUUACUAAUCCAUUCAUGCAGGAAGGAGGGGAAAUUACAGGUUACAUGUGUCAGACGAACAAAUAGAGUCAUUGUUACCUGCAGUGGAGUUUCUGGUUUUGUUUCCCAGCUGUUCGAGGCGGCAUGACGUCUUCCUCAUUGAUCAGCUUAUUAACCUUUUCCCCGUUAUUGAGCACACGCGAGCCCCGCCGGAGCCCCAGUCACUUGUUAACAAGCUUGAGGAGCGUACUCUACAUGGCAGGGUGCGUUCGGGCUGACAGCUACCCACAAUGCACUCCUCUGUGAAUCCCAAGUGGGCCCGAGAUGAUAUGAAAAAGAUUCUCCUAUUUUUAACUCUGGAUUUAAAGGGAUAAUUCAGAUAGGUUCUAUGUACAAGUGGUCCACAGAUUGCAGUUUUCAACUUGUUGAGGCCGAUAAAUAGGGAGUUGUUGUUUUUGGAGAGGUAGGUUGAAGCUAUUUAGCUGAUAUGUACUUACCCUCAUUCCUUCCUAUUCCUUUACCCUUUACAUGUCUUAAGAAAUUUCUGACGUUGCAAAAAAGUAACCAAAGCUCCAAAGUCUAGCAUGACUAUAUAACUAAUCAUUAAUACUAAAACAAAGACCUUGAAUACUAGGGCCCGACAGAUAUGGAUUUUUUGGGGCCGAUGCCGAUACCAAUUAUUAGGGGGGGGGGAAAUCUGAUUACCGAUUAAUCUGCCGAUUUUUAAAAUUUUUUAUGACAUUUUAAAAGUGCAAACAGUUAAAAUAAAAUUAACUUCCAACUCAAAAUGAGGAGCACUCGAUAUACUGUACGCUACUGCUCUUCACGCCGACAGGAAGACCGACCGAUCAUCUCAGUUCAUUAGUAUGAUGGAAGAAUCCUACCUUGUUAACAAUCCUUAUUGCUCUAUUUUGCAAAAUAUAAAUAGGUUGAAAAUUCGUUUUGUAUGUAUUUCCUCAGACUUUAAUGCAAUAAGUCAGAUAUGGUAAUAUGAGCAUAUUGUAUAAUAUUUAUAAAGUUUUAUGGUUUAAUAUGUGUCUUGUCCUACCCAAAUUGCCAAUACUCCUAGCCAGCUUCAACCUAACAUAGUUUAUUUGGGGUUUCCAGCUGAGAUUAUGGUCCAUUUUCACCCCUAAAAAAGUACACUCAUACACCCUUUCUAUCUUAGUAUUAUCAAUACUCACUUCAACCUCUGUAUCCAAACACUAUGAACUUUGUCUCAGUCAUGUUUGGAGAGAGUUUAUUCUCAUCAAACUGUAAUUUCAGUUUACUGAACUCCACUGAGGUAUCCUGCAAUAGAUGGUUAAGAUUCUCUCCUGUACAAAAAAUAUUAAUAUCACUGGCAAAAAUAACAAAUUUUAAUACACUUGAAACUUUACUUACAUUUAUAUAUAAUAUGAAUAACUUGGGUCCCAAUAUUGAACCCUGUGGCACUCCACAAAUAACAAAAAUUUGAGAACUAAAUUCAGAAUAAAACGAAUUUGCUGGACUUAAAUGAAGGCUUUAUUAGAGAUGCACAAUAUUGGACUUUUGCAGCUAUCCAAUGUGUUGAUAGCUAGUAAACUCAUAUUAUUGUAUUGUGUUAUAUGCAUAAAAAAGGAGCAACAAAUAUUGGUUAUCGGCUGAUCUGCUCUCCCAUUAUUGGUAUUUGCAUCAGCCAUUGAAAAACUGAUAUCAGUCAACCACUUCUGCAGAGUCUGCAGACAUUGUUUAUCUUUCUAAUCAGCCGAGGUCGUUUAUUAUUAAUUGGUUAGCUGGUGUUUAGAUGUGCCUCUGUCAUCAGAACAGUCCCUGUAUGGAGGAGCUGUUUGUUCACUGGAGCCUCUUUAUGAACCUCUGCAGACCAGACCACGCAAAGUGUUUACUUAAGCUACUUAAUACAAGUCUAACAAAGUGCAUGCUGAACUUGUAGAUAUUUUCACUCACAGUGAUCCUGCAGUCUGUCCAUGCAGGUCCUAUGAAUACAAUCCUAGAGCUGAAAGAAAAGUCACUUAAAACCAAGAUAAAGUGGAGACUUAGAUUUACUUCUUGUAAGUACCUAAAGCAGAUUUAAUGGCCUACUGUGCUUCAUUGUACAGUUUCACUCUCUGCCUGGUAUGUGGAAGAACCUGGUUUGGUUUUCUUCACUUUUCUCGUGUGAACAGAAAAAGGAAUCUCUUUCAAAUGCUAAUUCUCCAUUGUGCCGUCAGUCACAUGAAUCAAAAAUUAGAUCUCGCUCUCUCUCAUUCUCACCUGCUCAUGUGAACAUUUUCUCUGAAGCAUUCUCACACACAUUCACACAAAUACACACCCUUUUUUUUUUCCAAUGAGUGGAUCUCCAUAAUUUGUCCCAGCACAGUGCAAUCUCGGGAAACCAGUUGGAUGAAAUUCUCUGAAAAUGACGCUUCAUCAGAUGAGUCGUAUCAGGUUUUUGUUGCUCACUUUCUCUGGCAGAGGAUGAGAGUAUUGUGAGAAAACUAAAGAAGAAAAGAAAGAUGAAACUGGUUCCUAUUUUAGGUCUGCAGAAUAAAUCACACCUUGAAUAGGACGAAAGCUGCAAGAUGCACAAACCGGAUCUGUGGCUUUACAACAAAGCAGCCUCCUGCACAGUAAUGGUUUUAAUGAAACCUAAUUAUUAUUUAACUUGAUCCCGACAGGACAAUUAAUAGAGCACCUAGAAACUAGAACAACCUUUUUCCCACGGAGCAGAAAAUUUUUUCGUAACUACAAUGAAGUUGACUAACCCUCACAGCCCGGUCAUGAGUUUCACUGUUGACUCAUCUGUUUAUCUGCUUCGGUUCAACAAAACUGGAAAUUAUUUCACUUCCAGAUUUACUUGAGUGUAAUCCUUCGAUGUCUCUGGAGACCCUUUGUAGCUUUGUUAAUUUUAUCGGCUUCUCCAGAAAAAACGUGUCCAGAUGAACUUUUUCUUGAAUGUACUUACCCACUGAGCAACAGUCAGAUAUUAGAUGUCCAGUUUUGUUUUAGAACUAAUUUCAACUGUCUAGAUUCUGUAUAUUUUCAGACAGAAUUUAGACGUCGCACUUUAACCCAUUAUUCGAUAACUAUUUAUUUCAAAAAGCAACAGUGGGUUGCAUAACUGAUCCCCAAGUACUCAACCAAAAUAAUUAUGAUAGCCAUUGAGCAAUAUACAGCGUAGUAUAUAAAAAGCCCAGAUUUAGACUUGGUCUAAACUUGAUCUUAAUUUAGACAUCUAAAAAAAACUUUCAUUUUUAGACCUGUGGUAGCCUGAUUUUAGACCAGUUGUCUAGGCUACAUUAAGACGUCUAUUAGACCUCUUUUAGACCAAAAAAUGCUCAGUGGGUACCUUGCCAUCAUCUCUGGGCCCUCACUGCAAUAAAAACAAACAUGGCUCUGAAGUGAAAAUCACUGCAUGGGUUCAGAUUCACUUGCUAACACAAUGGUUUGUGAACGGGUUGCUGCACCCACGAAUGCAAGUCAAAACUUUAAUAAAUAUGACUCCAGAAUACCGGCGCUUUUCUUCAGAUUUGACAUCUUUUUCGAGAUCAUGGACACCACAUCCUGCACUCUUAAAAAAAAAAAGGGACCACUCAAUUUGUUACAUAGAAUGAACGCCGUCUGCCUCCUCACUGGGUGAAGCCACUCCGAGAACAGCACCCUCUGGUGACUGGCUGCAGUAUAGGUCAUAUAUCCUGCCUAGGUUUAUGGCUCUGUAGUAGAAGAGUUCUAGUACUAGACUGGGCUUCCUGAAGUCACCUGGAGUUCCAGACCUAUCAUAGCCAAAUCGUCAUCAGUUUUUUUACUCCCAUCAAUUCAAACCUGGAGACAGAAUACUGCUUCAUUUAUGUUGUGUUACCAUCUUUGUGUAGAGUAAAAUAUGCAGCCUUUGCAGUCUGUGUGUAACAUCUUAAUGAAGCUAAAAUCCAGCUACUUUACGGCAAACGCACAAAGACAGAGAUGGAGUGUUUUUAUCAUUGGCUGCACACUGAUGUCUCAUCUAUCAGAGGACAGGCCUAUAUGGAGGCUAACAGAGCUACGCUAACAGACUCUUAUAUAAUUAAUCAAACAGAGACACUUUCCUACAGGGACACAAUGAAGCAAUUUAUAGUUCACGCCAUCUGUUACCAUGACAGCACACCUGCCCUAAUGCUAGAAAGCACCCAGCAUGCACACUAAUGUAAAGAUACAAGAACACACACACACACACACACACUCGUUCAGCCGCAGAAACAAAACAACAGAUUUUUUAAUUGAAUGGUAAUAUUGAUUGAUCCCUCCGUCUGGGGAGGUGGUAUGUUAUGUCUGUUUGCCAGCUCACGGGUUCGAUUCCUUGUUAUCUGCCUGAACGCCGCUGUCACCGUGCAUGUGCUCAUCCUUCCUCGUUUCUGCUCUGUUGUUUCCUCAUCUCUUUCCCGUGGAGUGUGAGGAGGCAGGUGUCGUCCGAUCCGGGGCAGGGCGUCCGAUGGCGCUGAUGAAAAAAAUAAUAAAAGUGACAUCUCUGAGUGGAAGAAGCGAUGAUGGAUCGCUGGAAAAUGGUUCGGUUUUUCCUUCUUAAGUGCAGGAGGGAGAGGCAGGCUGAGCUGCAGCAGCUGUGGCUGAUCUCUCUGCAGUUUGAUUAGAUGAGAGGGCUGAACAAUUAGACUGAGCUCAUUAAACAAGUGGCUUCAUGGCCCCGCUCUGGUGAUUAUCUAUCAGUGAUUAGCAAACGAUGAAGUCUCUCGAGUCAGAAUUUGGUUAAUGUUAUGCAGAGACUGAAUAGGGUUCCCGAUUGGUCUGUCAUCUUCCUCGUGGAAGGUCAAAGUUUGGCAUUUGGCGGUUGGCAUCUUGUUUUUCGUGACAGGAAUGACCUUAUUUAGAGGAGAGGGCAGUGCGAGGGAUUGGCUAACACCAAGCUUUUUUUUAACAGGUAAAUGAAUAAGGUGACUACAUUGUUUUCCACAGAAGAAGACUCUAUUUAUGGCGACUUAAGUUUUUAAAAAAAGUCAAAAUUGAGCACAAUGUAACUAACAAGGUCAAAUUCUGCCCAAAAAUCACUAUACCUGAAGCCUUUUUCAUUUCUGUUUGAAACUGUUUAUCACCUUUUUUAGUAGCAACAGUGACAGCUGUUUGAAAUGCCACAAAAAUAAACCACUCUAUGCAACAUGAGAAUGAUUUAUCUGUAUAUUCUCCCACAAACUAUGUCUUUAAAAUCACUUAAUCAAACUUAAAUGAUUCAUUAACAUUUCAAACUUAAAAUUGUGGCUAAAAUGCGAGGUUUUCUGCCUUGUGUCUAACAAACACCAGACUUUCUCCUGCAAAACAUGACAGGAAAUAACUAAAUAUAAGAUAUAAUUGUAAUACAAAAGCACAAUUUGAUGAUUGUGACCUAAGACCUUUCGAUUAAUCUUAAUUUUUCCAGGGGGUGUUAGCAACAUUCAGAUACCAAAAUGCUCCAGAAAGUCAUGGAACAGACCUAAAACCACUCAGAUCCAAGUGUAGAUGUUUGCUUUUAAUUUUCAUUUCAAAAAUGUUCAUUUUCAGUGAUGGGCCUGGCAACUUCAAAUCACAAGCUAGGCUUUAGCACCCACCCCAAACAGCAUCAAUAACACCACAGACCUGUAUAACUUUAGUAAAUGUCCUCACUUAUUGUAUUUUUAUUAAAUUUUUUUAUUUUUAAAUUUGGCUAAAUGGGGAUCGACUCACAUUAGGAUGCAGCCUCUAAAGGCCACUUGAGGAACUGCAGCAUUUAGCGCCUGUGCAUCGUCUCUAUUUUCAGCGCUUGUUUUAUUAUCAGUGUGAGAGGCUGCAGUUUUUCAACAGCACGCAAACACACAGAGGAAUAAUUGUGGAUUUUUUUUCCUGUGCCCACUCAGAUCUCAACAGUCACGGCUACAUCAGGGAGAGCUGGUCUUCGACUGCAAGCGGAGCUGACCCAUUUCCAGAGCUGCCACAUACCAGUGAACCUCAGCUGGACCUCAGCGCCCUGGUUUCCUUGGAGACUGACAGCGCAGGGGAGGAAGGCAGUGAGGAAACUAUCGUGUAUCUAUGA
Messenger RNA from Xyrichtys novacula (pearly razorfish), 49268 nucleotides. The record is from the annotation of a GenBank genome assembly. Lineage: Eukaryota; Metazoa; Chordata; Actinopteri; Labriformes; Labridae.